Xyrichtys novacula (pearly razorfish) is the source of this 44750-nucleotide messenger RNA. Lineage: Eukaryota; Metazoa; Chordata; Actinopteri; Labriformes; Labridae. The record is from the annotation of a GenBank genome assembly.
GAAGACAGCUAAACUCGGUCAGUGUGUGACGUGUAGGACCUCCUCUUCCGACACACAGCAGCAGUAAUGGCGGAAUACGACUAUGAAGACCGGGACCGGGCCUACGGCAGCUUCGGCGGCGGCAGAGGGUGAGUCUCCGCUUCGCACGGCUGUUAUGUGGUGUGUCUCAAAUACAAACCCCGGCUGGACUGUCGCCGUGUUCCACGCCGCUGGCCGCUCUGAGCCGCGGUGCUGGCGACCAGGCCCCGGAGCUCGUCCUGCUCGGUGCUUGCCUAGCUGAUGGGGCAGGAGCGAGAGGUGGAGCGGUUACAGCGGCUGGGAAACACCGCGGUCCCCGAGCAGACAUGCUAAGUAUUAGCAUGGUGCUAACGGCAGUAAUGGACCCAUGUGGCGGGUGUCACAUAGGUGUUUGGUAGCAAAAUAACCUUUGUAUGUACGGUGUUGGUGGUGCGCCAGUCGUCCCGCUGACGGGUAGGAUGCAGCGGAACUGGAGGCCGCAGCAGGUGGAGGUGGUGGCGGUGCUGCGGCUGCAGACUGCCCGCAUGGCUGCAUCAUGUGUCUGCAGAUUCAUAUUCAUCCUCACAGCUCCCUUGUAUGUGACUGGAUAUCGAUCUGCAGUAUUGUUUAUUGAUUGGGUGUGAUUUCUAUGGUUGUCGGCAGGUUUUCUGCGCUGGUGUUGAUUUGUUUUUGAGCUGGGGUUUGAUGAAUCUAAAAAUGUGUUCAUCGGUUUUUCCAGGAUGUCUGCAGCUCUUGAUGGAAGUAUGAAAGCUUCAGAUUGAUUCAUUUUUUUUCGACAGGAACAGAGACAGACGAGAGGUUAAAUAUCUAUAUCCACAAGCCAAAAGUCAUCCCAGGACACUGUACCUAAAUCUGUUAUGUCCACACAGUUGACAUUGAUCCACCCUGAGCAGUUAGAGUGGUCUGAUUGUGUCAAAAUCUUACUGGCAAACGUUUUUCAUAAAUAAUAAAACCACAAUUACAAGACAGGAUUCCUAACUUAUUUUAUUUAUGCAUCACAUGUAUAGAGAUGCACGUUGUUGUUGAGUAUCAGCCACUGAUAUCCUGAAAUGUUUAUAAUUGGUAUCAGCAGGUGUUAACAUCUCAGCUUAUAUUACACAUGUUAUUGUUCAUAAAGGCUUACAAACCCCAACAACAAUUCUCAAUAUGUGGGGAAGUAUUAUGAAGUGACAACGCAUGUUGUUAAAGAAGCUUGCAAAACAUCUGAAACUCAGUGUAACUGCAUCUGAAGCAUCUCCACUAUAAGUUUUUGAAAAGCAAGAUUUGCACCAGUGAAAAGGCCAGCAGCCUCGUCAGUAAUUCAGCUAAGCUUAGAGGGGGGACUGUAUUUCUGAGCAUCUCUGCCUGAAAAAAGUUUAGCAACACAGAAUCAUAAAUCUACAAGUAGAACAAGAGGAAGAUGUGACUUUAGUGUAAGAGAGGCUUGGUGUUCUAAAAAACUGUGUAUGCAUUAAGUAUUUGUUUCAGCAACAAUGAAUACUAAGCAGAUAGUUUUUGGACAUAAAUGUUCUUGUUUAUCUUGAGCGUCUAUAAUAAAGCUGAAAUUAUCUUCGAAUAAACAGUUAUUCAAUUUAGGGGCCUUGGGACAAAUGAUUCAUCUCCAGCCUUUGUUUACAUUUAGACUAUACAGCUUUAGUGUUUCACAGCCUGUACUGAGUAGAAUAACUAUUGGACAGUAAGCAAUAACAUAAGCUCUGAAUAGCCUUAAAUGUAACCUUUUUCCCCAGCAAAAACAAACCAUAAUCAUCACAAACAAAUUGAAUUUACAUUUCUAGAGUAAUCUGUUUAUUUCUAGGAUUGUGCACUGAGAGACGUCAGUGCUGACUGGCUGCCCUGGGAUGGAGAGGGAAAAGAGACCACUUUUCCUAUAAUCAUUUCUAUUAUCAUUUCAUGACUUUCUAUUUCUAUAGAGCUGAGGAGCUGUCUGAACAUUACAGUGUAGGUUUUAUUUGUUAAAAUGCACAUACCAUACUGUAAAUAUCCUGUGAGUCAUUAUAACCUUAUUUUUUAUUGUUAUUUCCACAUUUAUUUCCAUCUACAAAGCAGCCCGAGCAGCAGAGUCCUCUCUGUCUCAGUGUGGAGACUCAUAAACUGGGGUGGCACAACUGAGGUGGCCAGGGUAUCUGCACAUACAAAUUAUUAGCAUUCACCGUCUCUGUGAACGACUAUCACUUGGGUGACAUGGAGAUAUUACAUUACUGUGUGUAAUUGGAGGUUAAUAAUAUAGUACAGGUCAAUGUUUGCUAGCCAGUCUAAUAAUCUUAAAGUAAAUUUUUUUUGGUCUUGUUAUAAGACCAGCUAUUUUUAUCACAAGGACAUUAGCAUUGUUACAGCAGUGAUGACAGAAACAAUCUCAUUGGAUCACUCGAUGAAUCACUACAAUAAUCAAUAGAAUAAUAGAUCAGUAAAAUAUUAGCUCUCUGCACCCCUACUCCUGAAAUCUUUGAAGUGGGUGUAUUCAGGUGAACCAUGUGCUGUAACUCUGAAACAGAGAGCACUCAUACAGGACUUGGACAGGACAGGAAUGGUCAAACCCAUUAAAUGGUAAAGCCUAAUGUCUUUAAGCCCUUGAAUCCCACCCAUAGACUGUAUAUACUAUGGACAACUUGGUUCUGCCUACCGCCUGUAUACGGAUUUGAAGCCAAAAAGCUCUCAGUAUUUCCAGGAUUUUUCUUCAUUUCCUGAAACCAGCGCUGCGCAGUAGCGAUGCGCGCAUUCAGGUGCGCAGUCGCCGAGAGUCGCUGUGAUGACGCUCGGCUCAAACAGCGUAUCCCCCUGGGAGAGCUAUGCAAUCCCUGAAUGCCCAUAGGCUGUAUCAGGUGUCAAUCAUAGACAAUAUAACCCCCUAAUAACUUUUAAAAACGGAGCUGCACAGAAAAACGAGGACUUGAGCACAAACCAGUCUUACUGUAACUACAUGUCAACAUCACAAGCCGGGGGAGAAAAUUUAUGUUCUGUGUAGUAAAUUUCUAAAGUUUGUCCACAGCCCCAUAAGCUUUGCUGGCGGAGGCGGGAUUUAUGACCUAUACUGCAGCCCGUCAACAGAGGGUGCUGUUCGCGGAGUGGCUUCACCCAGCAAGGAGGCGGACUCUGUCCAUUCUUUAUACAGUCUAUGAUCCCACCAUACUGCACUGAAACCUCUCAGUGUGGAGGAGAGUCAAGGUAUUUUGUGAUUGGUUCUGUUGCACCAGUAGUUGCUGGAUGUUUGUUUGUUUGUUUUAAACUAUCUAUGUUCAACACAGAGCAGCAGAACAAAAAGCAGAAAUAUCUUUGUCAAGGUCUUGGCUUGGUCCAACUCAAUUAUUUCCUUAUUAGUCUUUAAUAAUAAUAAAAAAUAAUAUAAUAUAUAAUAUAAUGUAAUAUAAUUUCAUAUAAUACAGUAUAAGAUAAUAUAAUAUGACUUUGAUUAGUCCUCUUGGAAAUAUUCACCUUUUAGAAACCAAUCCACCUCCUCGUCCAGCAGUUAAAUCAGAGCCCCUCAAAAGUCCAGAGUCUGCUAUUGUGUGUUCACUCAUUAGUAACUUCAGUCAUGCAGGCAGCAAGGUUAUAAUAGUUUUGGAUUUUUCAUUAUAGUUUAGUUUUAUUUUGUUUGGACUUUUUUUCUCUCUAAUUAAUUUAGUCUUAAUUAGUUUUUGAGAGCGUGUUUGUCAGUUUUUACUAAUUUUUAUAUAUUUCUAAAUGAUUAAUUUUAGUUUAGUUUUUAUAAGUUUAAGGUUUUCAUACUUUGUAAUAAGUUUAUUUACACGUGCAGCACUGGCUGAUUUGAAUUUUGGCUCGAAUGAAAAGCUGAACUUUUCAAAGGCAAUCAGCUCACACAGUCUUGUAGAUAUAUCAGUCUUGAUAAACAUAUUUAUGAGUGCAUCUUCCCACUUGUGGUGUUUCUUCGUGUUUACUAACAAGCAGCUCUUUGGUCGUCGGUGAAAGCAGUCCAUUGCAGUCGUCUCCUGCUUCCUGCUGCGAACUCCUGGCCAAGAUGUUGCUUCUUUUUCAGGGGAGCUACUCAGAGGGGCCACUUUGUUGAGGCGUGAGCUUCUCAAAUGGACUCUCAGAUUUUUGAGGUUUUACCCCUUAAGAAGUAUUUCACAUUCUUUAUCACCAAUUUCCACUACAAGUCACUUGCUUUUAUCUUUGUUGCUGUCGUAUUUAAAGAAAUUUCAUAUAGGACUCUGUCACUUUCUCCAGAGUUUUGUCGCCAUUUUGCCAGGUAGAAUGGUGAUGACAAGCCGACUGUAAACAAGAAGUGAUGAACUGAGGGGAACCGUACAGUGCUGCUAGCUCACGUAAAAUUGCUCAAGCAAAAUAAAACUUUUUUUUCAUAUCAAUUCGUAAUUGACAAAAAUGAAAACGAAGGGAUUUUUAUCUAUAAUUUUGAUACGUUUUAGUCAGUUUUGUAAACGCACAAUACAGUUUUUUCUUUUGACUGUAGUUUUUAUUUAUUUCAGUUAACAUAAAGGUUUGUUUAAUUGUAGUUUUCGUCAUUUUGUUAGUUUUAAUUAACAAUGAUAACCCUGGCUGGCAGAUACGCUAACUUAGCUUAUGGACUGUGCCAGUUCCGGGACAGAUCGCUACCCGAUCUGUAAAAUGUAAUCAAAUGUUGAAGCAGAAACAUUUUUAACAAAGAAUGUCCUCAUUUUAAAUCUGAAUUCCAAAACAUUUCUCAUAAAAUGUAGUUCCAGGCUCAUAUUUCUCAUUGUGUGUCCUCAGCUCUUCUGUCACCAACUCUUUGUAGACAUUAGUGUACCCAGGACCGCAGGCAGACCAGUUUCUCAGCUGGACUCUUCUCCUACAGAGCCAUGCUGUUGUAAUCCCUGUAGUCAGACUGUGGUUUGUUAUUGUCUUGCUGAAAUAUGAAGUUUUAACCUCAUUUGUGGAUGCAGUGAUGAACUAUCUGUGUGUUCACAGACAAUGAUUUUUGAGCCAAUGCAGUGAUUUCCACUACCUCACAGCUGUUAACAUUAACCUUUUUGUUUUUUUUACUGUGAUACAUUUCCCAGUAAACAAUCAAAUUAAUUUCAACAGUCAACAUUUUGCUUUUAUACUAGUUUCAGUUAAAUUUAGGCCUAAACUGAAGUCAGAAUAUAUUUUUAAUCAUUUUACAGCUCACUCACUUUUUGGGGAUGUGGGUUGUAUCAUUUACUUAAAACAGUUUCUCUUCUUGCUGCCCUCUUCCAGCAGACCAGCGUUUGAUUGGUAAGCUAACAGUCAGAGCAACAGAUGACACUUCAUUUGAAGAAAUUCUCCAUUGCAAUUCUGCAAGGGCACACUAGCAAGUAAACAAAGUAAUAAGAUAAUUAGUCAGUUACUUAAUAAUCUAGAUAGUCAGAUACCGGGCACAUCUAAAUUAAUACCACUUUGUUUUUAUGGCAGCUUGUAAACUAAAGUAUGAAUCAGUUAGCUGCAGGCACCGCUGCUUAACCAAUUAGUCACCAACUACAUCAUUUAAUAGUCCCCUAAGUGAAUUAUUCAGUAUUUUUUUUGCUUGGUAAGUGUUUGAUUGUAAUCUCUUGUAGGAUACCUUGUUGGACCUUUUUAAAAAUACUGGUCAGGUUCUGUUCAUCGUCACAGUCAGAAAUGACUGUUGGAUGUAUCAAUGAAAAAGUAAUUGGUUACAACUUUAAUUGCUCAUAAAAUGGACAUAAUGUUUGAGUUCAGGAGAUUUGCUGAGAACCUGAAGCUGCUGUAAUACUCUCCAAGCCCAGCAGAGGGCAGUGACAUUCCUCUCUUCCAGUAACAGUUUCAUGGCUGAUGGUUUCUCCUCACUUUGGCUAUGAUUGGUUGAUCUCUCAGAGCCUCAAGUGGAAAACGUUGUGACUGGACUUUCUGGUUAUUCUGGUCAGUCCUGAGCUGAUGGUUUCAGCGGCACAAUAAGGAUUAUCAGGAUGAUGUUAGACCUGGUUUAAAAAAAACAUAUUCAUCAUCACAUAAAAAGUUACAAUCUUAAUGUCACAGCUGCUAAACAAUUGACAAACUGCAGGCAACUGCUGUUCUAAUGUGGUGACUAGGAAUGGGCAUUUUAAGGAAGUCCAUCGAUCAAUUAAUCAUAAAAAUUAAUAAUCAAUCAGUGAUUUGCCCUUUUUUUUAUGUGAAUGGCAGAAAAUAAGGUUCAAGUGGUACAUCAUUGGGGUCAUUGUCAUGUUGAACUUGUUCACUGCAUCGCAAUGUUUGCAUUAGUUUUUCCCUCAAAAUGGUCCCACAACACACUUCAUCUUACUUUCUUUGUUUUUUAAUUUUUCUGACUUCUACAGAAGUUCACUGGUUUGGUAUCACUCCUCUUGUAAAAUGUCAAAAUGCUUCUGCAUGGUGAUAGUCACUGCAUUGCUACAACACACUAGGGCUGCCACAAACGAUUAUUCUAAUAAUCGACAUGACGGCGAUUUUUUUUUUUUUUUUCAAUCAGUUAAUCAGAUCGUAUAUUUUCAAUUUUUGCAUUAGCAUUUUUAAUCUCAAUGGGACCAAACUGGUUAAAUCACAGUUUAAAAACAUAUGUAUAUACAUACAUAUAUACACUACAGGCCAAAAGUUUUAAAGCAAGAUCAGAUUUGUACAAAAAAAAAUCAUAGUUUCAUAUUUGCAACACAAUAAACAUGACUGUGUUUAUAUGUGUGUGUGUGUAUGUGUGUGUGUGUGUGUGUGUAUGUGUGUGUGUAUAUAUAUUUGUGUGUGUGUGUGUGUAUAUGUGUGUGUGCAUAUAUAUGUAUGUGUGUGUGUGUAUAUAUGUAUUAGGGCUGCAACGAUUAGUCGACGUAAUCGAUUACGUCGACACGACAAAUUCAUCGACACGAAAAUUAAGCGUCGACGUGUCGUGUUAUUGUUAAGAAUCACAUGCCGGCGCCUCAUGCUCAUCUAUAACUGCAGUGCACUACAGGAUGUGCUGGGGGCAGUAGCGCUCGCUGUUUACAUCCCGCGAGCAAACACAGAAGAAGAGUGCACACAUUAUGGCAGAACAAACUGAAAAAGACGCUCCAAAAUUCUGACCCAAAACUUCGGGAAAGUUUUACGGAGAACAAACCAAAAAAACAUGGUGAUCAAAGCUCAGCUUUCCUACCAUGGCAGCACCACGGCGAUGCUUGAACACCUGAAAUGCCGACACCCCGGAAAUAGGUGUUUUUAAAUAAAGAAGAUAAUGAUUAAUCGUGAUUAAUCGGACGACUAGUCGAUAGAUUAGUCGACAAAAAAAUAAUCGUUAGUUGCAGCACUAAUAUGUAUAUAUGUGUGUGUGUAUAUAUGUAUAUUUGUGUGUGUGUAUAUAUGUAUAUUUGUGUGUGUGUAUAUAUGUGUGUGUACAUAUGUAUAUGUGUGUGUGUAUAUAUGUAUAUGUGUGUAUAUGUAUAUAAAUAUAUAUGUAUAUGUAUGUAUAUAUGUAUAUAUAUAUAUACGUGUAUACAUACAGUAUAUGUGUAUAUAUGUAUAUAUGUGUGUCUGUAUAUAUAUAUAUAUAUAUAUAUAUAUGUAUGUGUGUGUGUGUGUGUGUGUACAUGUAUAUAUAUGUGUGUAUAUGUAUAUAUAUGUGUAUAUGUAUGUAUAUAUGUAUAUAUAUGUACAUGUAUAUAUGUAUAGACGUAUAAGGUUUUUCAACAUGCCAAUUUUAAAAUACCAAAAAUAAGAAUAUCUUUUGCCAGGGUUUUUCCUGGCUCAAAUUGAGGCAGAGGUGGCACCAUCCUGACCAUGCGCCACGACGUGCAUGUAUUUGUAAAUUCAACCGAUUCACUUACUUUUACAGGCAACAUACUUUAAGUUAAGAGUUCAAAAAAGAGUGUGACCAUUAUCAUGUUAAAGCAUUCAUUUAUUAAAACUAUAUACAUACACAAAUCAGCUGGCAACUUUAAAUUGAAAGUACACUUCAUCCACACAUCUCGCAACCAGACAGAACAUUUCAGCCUCCUCUUUUUCAUUCUGUAGAACCUCCUCAUGCACUCCUUGUAGUCCAAGGCCUCCUGGUCUGGUCCAUCAACGGCCACCUUACAACAGACAUCCAAGUGCCUCUCCUUCAGUCUGUUCCGCAGAGGUGUCUUCACCUUAAACAAAACAAUUCAUCAUGUAUUAAGUAUUUUUGUUUUUAUUCUGAUACAGACAUGAAGAGUGAUAGUGUUUUCAAUCAUAUAUAUGUAUACGUUGCAGUGUCCUCCCUAAAAAAAAACGACAACCAAUUAUUUCUUAAACUAUCUAAACUAUGUUAUUUUAGUUUUUGUAACUUUAUUAGUUGAGUGUUUUUAGGUACUACCAUCUUUAAUAUACUUCUCCUUCUCUUCUGCUGCUUUGUGAAUGGCUGUCACCUCAUGUCUCUUUAAUGUGUCCAGCCUAUAGUUGGUUGAUGGCUGUCUCACUAAGGAGGCAGCAAUUGCCUGCUGUGUUGGGGCACAGUGCUUUUGGCAUAAAUAGCAGUGCAUGCCUUCCUCAGUAUGCCUGAGCCAGGUAAAUUGAUUGAGCCACUGCUUGUCAAAGCCACUGGCUCUGUGUUUUUGAGAAGAUCUGGAAAGAGGAAUAAAAACCACGUACACGUCGGCUUUGCGUUGUUAUGCUCCUAAUUGGAAACUAAUUAAUUAAUUACCCUCGCCUCGCCGACUCGUCCUGUCCUGCAUUCUGACCCUCGCGAUCACCAGUCCCUUGUGAAGUACUUUCAGACCUGACACAAAUUUCCACGUUGUCACCAACAUGAAUUAUAGCAUUUUAACUGCCUGUUACGUUUUUUCUCUGCUGUGUUUCACCUGGACUCUUGACUUUCCUCCUCGCAAGGUCGCUUUUUAAAGUACUGUCUGAUUUUGCCUGUCAUAACUGCAACGCUAAAAACGGAGAAAACUUUUUUUUUUAAAUAAACACGACAUGCUUGGAUGCAAAAAAAGAGAAGCAGUAUUUACCUGUUUGUACCAUCCGCCAGGGAAAAUCAGGACGCCGAUAGCACCAACUAGCGGGAAAAAAACUUGAAAAAACAUGAUUCGAUCCGUUUCUUCUUCGGUAGAUGCUUCAGGUCUUUCCGGUGCACUGCUGUUGAUAUAGCGCCUCUAUAGUGGCGCAACGCUGCAACUGCAGUUAAAAUACGUUGCUGCUGCAGAGGGACAUCAAUCGCUCAAUCAACACAGCUGGAGCUUUACGCUGUGUUGAGCGAAAUCAAUCGCUCUGGCUGGGGGCGGCACAAAAUUAGGUGGAGGCGGCCGCCACGCAAUUUUGAACGCAGGAAAAACCCUGUCUUUUGCAACAGUUCAAACACUAAGGAUGUUAUGUAUACAAAAAUUAAAGUUUAAUUUUUAAAUUAGGCAAUUUUAGUGUUUUUUCAUAUAGAUGAAUUGCCUGUGGCCUUAAAAAAUGUCAUGUGGUGUGACCAUCAUUUAUCUCAAAAUUAUUACAUUUUGUCAACAUACUCCAUAGUUUUUCACAAAUUUUCGGUAAUAUCAAGCACAUAGGAACAAAGUGUUUGCAUUUUAUUUGAGUUUUUGUAAAUAAUGAUCUCAUAUAUAAGCUCUAUAAUGUCACAGUCGCUAUAUCAAAUGUAGUUCACUGACUUUUUUUUUCUUUAAAUUGCAUAAUACUGAUAAAAAUGUUUUGAAACUACCUUUCAUGUAAGCAUAUUGUAUCAGGUAUUAAUGUCUCAGUUACAGAAAUGAGAUAUUUUAGUUUGUAUUUGAUACAAUUAAUGUUAUUAUUGGUUGCACCACAUGAUUGGUGGUCGCGCCAAAUGACCUGAAGACCUUGUAUCAUUAAAAAUCAAUUUAAAGAGACCUAUGAACAAUUAAUUUCAAGCAAAUUUUAUAUUCAAACCAAAUUUUAUUAACAUUUCAAACAUGAACAUGAACAUUUUAUUUCCCUUUUUGACAAAAAUUUAACUCUGUGUGUGUUUGUGUAUGUGGUCCAGAGGCCUGCACUUUGAAGCUGGAUUAAUACACCCAGGUUAACUCUGCCACAACUCGCUCAACUUCACCAGAUCUCCGUAAUCCCGAUCAGCUGUACUACGAGGCAGGAUAUCAACUCGCUAACUAAAUUCAGUUGUGGUCAGUCUAGAUCUGUGCACGCACGCGUAAAAGGGGUGGGGUCAGUGCCACCGGACCAAUCUCCACAAAGGAGAAGGCUGCAUGUCAUAUUUCACAGCCGAGGAACAGAGCAUUAUUUUACGCUAAUACGAAAAGUACCGCAACAUUAUAUCAGUGAGGAGCAGGACAGCUGCAGCAGCUAAAAGCCGGAGGGACUGCUGGCAAAAAAAAUCAGCGAUUGUGUAAAUUACAUUUGUGUGUUCAUAAAUUUAUGGCCCCCUUAUAUGUUGUCAUGCAGCGUGUGUGAUUACCUCCAUCAUUGACCUCAUUAUUUCAGAUACAACAGCAGUGGGGAAAAGAGUAAGUGGGAGCAAAUAAAACUAAAUCUAAAAAAAUCUGUCAAAGUGGUUAGCUGGUUUACUGGAAGAUUUUAUUUGUACAUAUUUCAACGCGUAAACAGUGAUUUCCUCACACCGCCUUUUUUUCUUUUUUCUCCAUCAUCUGAUAGUCACAUGUCAUCUGCAGACACAUUUGGGGUUAAGAGGAGUUUUCAAAUCUGCUUCAAUAAAUUCUGAAUGAUGACUGAUAUGCUGCAUGAAACUUGAACUUGGAGCUUGGUAAAUAUUAGUGUAUUGCUUCGACUUCAUGUUACCUGACUAUUGAGGCCGUCCGAGGAAAACUUCUAACGUUCAUAGAGAACGGCAUCAGGUAAAUCAAACGGAUUUGAACGAUCAUGAAUAUAACGCUCUCGGAGAAGCGCUCCUCUCACCAUCUGUGCAACGAUGUCAACAAUCUUGGCCCAAUCUUUGACCAGCCCUGGCAUGAACAACAUGCUGCAGGGUUAGAGUUGACACGCUUCCUAUAGCGAGCGCUUUGAACUUUGCUCAGCAGUGGCAUCUGGUAAAAUAAAUUAAAAUGACUUAAAUUGAUACAUGAAAGUUAAUAAAUUGCUAACAACGGCAUAAAUACCUUAAGUGAAAUGGCAUGCUUUUAAUAUUUUUUUUUCUUAUUUUGUACAGAGAUGACCUAACCAUUAUUUCAGAUAUAUUAGCAAAAUGACUCAUCAAAUAACAAAAAAAAAAAUCAAAAUAAUACUAAAAAUUAAGUACUUAGUGUUUAUCAAUCAUCAAUUGAAUAUAAAUAGCGUAAAUACUGCCAAUCUAGGGCAUAUAUUUAUGAUGGAAAACAAUCUGCAGUGGUCGCACCACAUGAUAAUUGGUCGCACCGCAUGACAUUUUCAAAUUCAGUCAAAUCUUACUGAUACAGGGUUACUCACAUAAACAAAGCUCACUAGCUUCCCACAAAAGGUCACUAUGAAAUUUAUAAUCAAAACACGUUUGUGGAAAAAACUUAAAUUAAUUGUUUUUUUUUAGGUCAUACCACAUGAUAUCCAAAAGUGGCAACACCACUACAGCAGUUGAAAAGGUCUUUUUUUUUUUUUUUUUUUUAAAGAAAUGAGAGAACCACCAACCCUCUUUCUGCUUCCAUAGCUCUAUGACAAAAUGGUGAAUGAUCCAACAUCCUGUCCUUGAGUAGAUUUCAGCAUAAAAGUGUAAAAAAUUGUCAUUUUUUGAUGGUCGCACAACAUGAUAUUUAAUGAAAUAGACACAAUCGGACAAAAUUCGUUUAUAUAUUAUGAAAAAAAUAUAACUGCAAGAGCUCUGCAAUUUUGUACAGGAAUAAAAAACACUUUCAAAAUUAUGCCGAAUAUUGCAGAAACUAAAUUGUAAAAGAUUUAGAGUAAUUUCAAAGAAGUUUUUAAAACAGAAGUCAUGGCCGGACGGUCGCACCACAUGAUAUUUUGACCCUUUGAAGUUCAGAAAAAUUACAAAAAACUCCUGAUUUUUGAAAAGUUGAAGUGGCUCCAUAUAUUAGAGAGAUACUACACAUAGAUAGUAUAUUUUUUACAUUUAAAACUCUUUGUAACAUAAAGAAAAUACAGCCGGACAGAAUAUUGAGGCGUCACGUCAUUGACCCAUAUAUAUGUAUGUGUGUAUAUAUGUAUAUAUAUAUAUAUAUACAUAUAUGUAUGUGUGUGUAUAAAUGUGAAUUUAUAUAUAUAUGUAUAUAUAUAUAUAUGUAUGUGUAUACACUCACCGGCCACUUUAUUAGGUACACCAUGCUAGUAACGGGUUGGACCCCCUUUUGCCUUCAGAACUGCCUCAAUUCUUCGUGGCAUAGAUUCAACAAGGUGCUGGAAGCAAUCCUCAGAGAGCUUGGUCCAUAUUGACAUGAUGGCAUCACACAGUUGCCGCAGAUUUGUCGGCUGCACAUCCAUGAUGCGAAUCUCCCGUUCCACCACAUCCCAAAGAUGCUCUAUUGGAUUGAGAUCUGGUGACUGUGGAGGCCAUUUGAGUACAGUGAACUCAUUGUCAUGUUCAAGAAACCAGUCUGAGAUGAUUCCAGCUUUAUGACAUGGCGCAUUAUCCUGCUGAAAGUAGCCAUCAGAAGUUGGGUACAUUGUGGUCAUAAAGGGAUGGACAUGGUCAGCAACAAUACUCAGGUAGGCUGUGGCGUUGCAACAAUGCUCAAUUGGUACCAAGGGGCCCAAAGAGUGCCAAGAAAAUAUUCCCCACACCAUGACACCACCACCACCAGCCUGAACCGUUGAUACAAGGCAGGAUGGAUCCAUGCUUUCAUGUUGUUGACGCCAAAUUCUGACCCUACCAUCCGAAUGUCGCAGCAGAAAUCGAGACUCAUCAGACCAGGCAACGUUUUUCCAAUCUUCUAUUGUCCAAUUUCGAUGAGCUUGUGCAAAUUGUAGCCUCAGUUUCCUGUUCUUAGCUGAAAGGAGUGGCACCCGGCGUGGUCUUCUGCUGCUGUAGCCCAUCUGCCUCAAAGUUCGACGUACUGUGCGUUCAGAGAUGCUCUUCUGCCUACCUUGGUUGUAACGGGUGGUUAUUUGAGUCACUGUUGCCUUUCUAUCAGCUCGAACCAGUCUGGCCAUUCUCCUCUGACCUCUGGCAUCAACAAGGCAUUUCCGCCCACAGAACUGCCGCUCACUGGAUAUUUUUUCUUUUUCGGACCAUUCUCUGUAAACCCUAGAGAUGGUUGUGCGUGAAAAUCCCAGUAGAUCAGCAGUUUCUGAAAUACUCAGACCAGUCCUUCUGGCACCAACAACCAUGCCACGUUCAAAGUCACUCAAAUCACCUUUCUUCCCCAUACUGUUGCUCGGUUUGAACUGCAGGAGAUUGUCUUGACCAUGUCUACAUGCCUGAAUGCACUAAGUUGCCGCCAUGUGAUUGGCUGAUUAGAAAUUUAGUGUUAACGAACAGUUGGACAGGUGUACCUAAUAAAGUGGCCGGUGAGUGUAUAUGUAUAUGUAUAUGUGUAUAUAUUAGGGAUGUGAAUCUCAGCACUGAGGACGAUUCGAUACGCAUCUCGAUGCACUGCCAGCGAUACGAUACUUUAACGAUACAUGGAAUUUUCUGGCGAUACGAUGCGAUAUGAUUCACCCUCUUCACGAUGCGAUACGAUACAAUAAUCAUUUAGUUCAAAUCAAUGCGAACCGAUACGAUAUGAUGCAAUUUGUUGCAAUAUGAUGCAAUUCAACAUGAUGCAAAUAAGCAAAGAAAAAAAAAGAAAUAAAAAUAAAAGAUGGAAUUCAGUAUGGUACUACAAAAAGGAUUUGGCUUUAUUCCUUAAAGGCACUUAGCAGUUAAUUCAACAAAAGUGCUUUUUGUCUUUUUUCUAUGCUCCUUCAUUUUGUACAGUUACACAGAUUAGACAGACCUCCUGCAACUGUUAAGGAAUCUGAAUCAAUAAAAUCAAAAAAAAAAAAAAAAAAAAAGGAUUCCGACCCCAACCCUACAUCACACAAGUGCUCUAUACUUGUUGGGUAAUAUUACAGUACACAUUAUUAAACAACUAAUGCACUGCCUAACAUGGUGCAAAUAAACCAUUCAAUGGCCAUACUACUGUCUGCCAAACCAAUGUGCUAGAGUUGACUUUCUAACUGGCCACAAAAUCAGUGAUUUGAGUAAGUUCUGCAAUAAUAAAAGAGUAAAACAAUUACACAAUAAUUACUUCUGUAAAAAGUACAGUAAACAGCAACAACAAAACACUCUCAAUGAGUAACCUAAAGUGACACUUUCAUCAGUGCAAUCAAUGUUAAGGGAGGGGAGGUGGCGUUAGACUUGUCGGUGAUGUGGUGUACUCUUUUUAAGUGGGUCUGCAUGUUUGUCGUGCUGCCGUUGUACGGCUUCUUAACGCGACAUUCUUUGCAAAUGACGGACGUUUUGUCGAGCUUUCCGUCUUUCUUGCAAAUCCGUAGUGUUUCCAAACAUAUGAUUUAAACGUAGCCGAUGCAUUACAUAUAAACUCUUCCUCGCUGCUGCUCACUUGAAUGUGGUCCAUGCUGUUUUAGUAGUAGUGCAUUGUAUGUCCCUCACGGCUUCCGUCCGUAUUCAAUACAAAACGUGAAAAAAUGAUGGUGCAUUCAAUGCGCCUGGGAAACAGCAGAUUGGGUGAAGUUUAACAUGAAUAAAACGGCGCUUGCAUCGGAUUUUACCGAUACCCACAAACGCAUCUAGAUGAAUCUAGAUUUAACCCGUCAAUUGCAUCGAUACCCAGUGAAUGAGCCGACGCAGUCGCAUCGCGCACAUGCGCAUCGAUUGAUAUCGAUUAUUUUCCACACCCUUAGUAUAUAUAUGUAUAUAUAUGUGUAUAUAUGUAUAUAUAUAUGUGUAUAUAUGUAUAUAUAUAUAUGUGUAUAUAUGUAUAUAUAUAUGUGUAUAUAUGUAUAUAUGUGUAUAUGUAUAUAUGUAUGUGUAUAUAUGUGUAUAUAUGUAUAUGUAUAUAUCUAUGUGUAUAUAUGUGUAUAUAUAUGUAUAUGUAUAUAUCUAUGUGUAUAUAUGUGUAUAUAUAUGUAUAUGUAUAUAUCUAUGUGUAUAUAUGUGUAUAUAUGUAUAUGUAUAUAUAUGUAUAUAUAUAUGUGUGUGUGUGUGUGUGUGUGUGUGUUUAGAUAAGGUUAUUUAAUGGUGGUAAAACGGCAGCUGCAUGCUGGUGCGAACUUCAAGUUUUUGUUCACAAUGCUUUUUAAAAAAUCCAGCAUGAGUUGUAUGUAUUUUGGGAUGUAUUUACUCCAUGAUCAGAUGUUGCUUUCAUGGAAAUGCACCAUUUUACUCCAUUUACUUUUAGAUAUAGAUUGAUGUUAACAGACCAUUGCUAAAUAUAUGUCAGCAAAAGAUAGUAAGGGCUUAGUUUCAGGGUUGAAAACAUUUGCAAGAGUCACAACUUCAGUGGAAAAGCAAAAAAACAAAUCACAGUUGGAUUAUUUAUUUCAACUUUUUGGCUUUUGAGAGUCUGCAUACAAAAAUCCUAAUAAAUCUCAACUGCGUUCAAACUACCCCAAAAAUGGCUUGAAAGAAGUCACUGAGUAAAGAAACAAAAGUACAGAUUUGUACAUUGAGGAUAGAAGGAUACAUAGAAAGAGAAAUUGCAAAACGUCUAAAGGUGUUUAACAACAGAGUGCACUACACUCUGAAGAGACGAGAGGAAACUGGAAGUUAUGAUGAUAGAAAAAGACCUGGACGAAAGAGAGUUACUACAAAAGCAGAGGAUAAACAUAGCAUUGUCACCAGUAAGAGAGAUUGGCGAAAGACAGCACCACAAAUAAGGGAGGAAAUCAACACGACAAUGUCGAAACCAUAGACUGUAUAUACUAUGGACAACCUGGUUCCGCCUACCGCCUGUAUACGGAUUUGAAGCCAAAAAGCUCUCGGUAAUUCCAGGUUUUUCUCCACUUCCUUGAAACCAGAGCUGCGCAGUAGCGCUGCGCGCAUUCGGCCGCGCAGUUGCUGAAGGUCCCUGUGAUGACGGCUCAAACAGCGUAUCCCCCCCGGGUGAGCUACGUAAUCCCUGAACACCCAUAGGCUGUACCAGGUGUCAAUCAUAGAAAACAUGAACCCCCUAAUAACUUUUAAAAACGGAGCUGUACAGAAAAAAAAGGACUUGGGCACAAACCAGUCUUACAAUAACUACAUGUCAACAUCACAAGCAGGGGGGAGAAAAAUGUAUGUUCUGUGUAAUAAAUUUCUAAAGUUUGUCCACAGUCCCAUAAGCUUUGCUGGCGGAGGCGGGAUUUAUGACCUGUACUGCAGCCCACCAUCAGAGGGUGCUGUUCUCGGAGUGGCUUCACCCAGCGAGGAGGCAGACUCUGUCCAUUCUUUAUACAGUCUAUGGUCGAAACCCAUAUCUCUGACAACCGUGAAAUGAUGUUUGAGAAAGGCUGGUCUGAAGGGUUGUGUAUCUGAAAAAAAACACUACUUUGUCCACAGAACAAGAAAAAAGGAUAUGAGUGGGCAAAAGCUCACAAAAUUGGACUUAUGAUGACUAGAAACAAGUUUGCACUGUUUGGUUCAAAACGCAGAGUCUGUGUCCUCAGACAAACUGGUAAAUGUCUGAAAGCACCAUGUGUUACACCCACAAAUCAGCAUGGAGGUGGUAGUUCCAUGGUAUGGGGAUGUUUUGCAGGUGAUGGAGUAGGAGAUUUGUUUGAAGUAAAGAGUAUCAUGAAGAAGGAACAGUACCACUCCAUCCUCCAGUACCACUCCAUCUUCCAGCACCAUGCUGCUCCAUCUGCACUCAGACUUGUGGCUCAUAAGUUUGUUUUGCAGCAAGACAACAACCCUAAGCACUCUGCCAAGCUCUUUCAGGGUUACCUAGACAAAAAAGAAGAGGAAGGUGUUCUUCAAAAGAUGGUUUGGCCCCCUCAGUCUCCAGACCUUUCUCCAAUUGAGCUUGUGUGGGAUGAAUUGGAUAGAUUGGUCAGAAAAACGCAUCCCACGAAUCAGCAGUUUCUUUUUAAUGAACUUAAGAAAGCUUGGAAUGCAAUCUCUGGAGAAUACUUUGAAAAACUUGUGGAACGAAUGCUUGGUAUAUGCCAAGCUGUUGUUAAAGCCAGAGGAGGUUACUUUAAAGAAAGCAAAGUCUAAGCAACAAUAUCUCAAAUACCUAAUAAUUAUAAUCAAAAUGUCUUCUGAUAAGUUACUCUUUACACAAUAGUCAUGUUUAUUGUGUUGCAAAUUAUAUAUAUGAAACUAUGAUCUUUUUUUGUACAAAUCUGAUCUUGCUUCCAAACUUUUGGCCUGUACUGUAUACAGUACUAGCAGUCUAUAGGCUAUAGUGCUUUUCUGUCAAACAACUCAGCAUCUCAUUUGUUUCCAUAGAAAAUGAACAUAAAAACAGAAUGAACUCCUAAGCUAGUCUUUUACUUCGCUUAAAGCCAGUUACUCAAACAGACAAGCCUAUUGACAUUUUCAGAUAGGAGGGAAGCUCUCUUUUUCUGAACAAUAUGUCCAGACAGUGAAAAAAGCCUCUCAGAAGGUACUGAGGUCGCAGGUGUCGCCAAGUACUUGCGUGCAAGGUGAGCCAUCUCACUGUGUGACGCUCCAUGAGUGCUCCACUAUUCCUGGGGAGAGUCAUCCAUGCCAAGAAGAAGCUCUGCCUGGUAGCGCUGCAGACAUGGUUCAAUGCUGUCCUCCUCUUCAUCAGAUGAGGAAUCCUGUGUAAGCAUGAGAGCAGGUUUCUUCGUAGCCAGCUCAGAUGUAACUUGAUUGUUCCGCUGUGCAGACGUCUCCCUCUGCAUCUGCUGAAGCAAGGCGCAAACUGAAACCCACACCUGAGCCCUCUCAGGAUUACUAAGACAUUUCAGGUCCUUGAACCUAAACCUAUUUAUAGAGAAGAUCCAUCUCACCGCCGAAUAUACCUCGCACAACAACCCGGCGAGCCGACUGUGUUAUUUGUUAUGAGCUGACCGGCGGGCAAGACAACACGUGUGACCCUGUGCGCAAGCUACUAUUUUGUUUUCGGUUGAAGGUGGAACUGUAGUUCUUCUCAGGGUUUCUUACAGCGACGGGGUUGUAUUAAAAACUACAAAUAUUUAUUUGGUCACUCUGAGUGUUAAUCAUCGUUAAUUUCCGUUAAUUUCAGCUUGCAUUAACGCAUUAAAAACACGAUAAUUUUGACAGCAUUAAUGUAUGUGUGUGUGUAUGUUGCAGAUUAUUGCAGAUUGCAGAUUGUUUUACCACCAUUUAAUAACCUCCAUCUGAAAAUGUUAGAGUUUGUGCGUACUAACAAAGAAAACAAUUAAGACAGUAGUUCAUUUUAACCUUAUUUAUAACUUUGCUAUAAACUAACUAUGAAAUAGUAAUAAAAUAAAAUACAAAACAGAAAAUGGUAUCAAAAAACAAAUAAUUUUAAACACAAAUUUCACUCUGGCAAGGCAUUUAACAUGGAAAACUAUAGAACCAUCAAACAUAAACAUGACAUUAUUUUUCAUCAUUACUACAAACACGUAAGCCAGGGGUUAAUUAAGUUUGGCUGCGGGUAGGGCUGGUUUGAAAAUUUUCAAUACCGGUACCAAUACCAAUACCUCCACUUCAAUACCAGUUCCUGUUCAAUACUUUUUUCAAUACCAAUUUUUUAUUAUCCAUUCUAACAAAAAGAAAAUUACAUUACGUAUUGCACAAAUCUUGAGUUUUAUUUUUCAGCUUUGGCAGUUUAAGAAAAAUACAAAUGAACAAUUUCCAGUGCAAAAAAACACUUGCACACAAGUGACAAAUCAGUCUGAUAUUCACAGCUACAUAUUUUUCACUUAUAAGUUUUUCUUUAGAAAAAUCAACAUGUCUGCUCUCUCAGGACACAGACAGGCCCGCUCCUGGCUGAUGGUGUCCCCAGCAGUGCGCUCUGAGGGUGUGGAUGAUGCUUGGACACAGACAUACCUGGUUGCCAAGUCUGAUAGCAUUGGCAUAUUGUCCCUUGCAUUCCACCACCAGGUUACUGGAUUCACUGAGAUUAGGGUAGAUAGCAGACCUCUUUACCACUGUAUCUCUUCCUCAAUCUUCUCUGUGGUGCUCAAAGUCUUCUCUUGUCAUAUUUCAGCUGCCAUGUUCUCAUCGGCAAAUAGCUCCUAAAGGGCAGAAAGCUUUGGCUUCUUCUGGAAACAAGAAGAAGAACGACAAUAGAUGCCAACAACAAGUUAAUUUUGUUCGGAAAAUGAAAUGGGGGCGAGAUGUCUUUACCAGUGUUGUUACUGCAGCUGUACAGCCUUCAUCAGGAGAAUUGUCAUGGUCACCAGCUGUUUCUUCAAGCUCCUGCUCCAUAUGCUGGGCCUGAGUCACACCUUUAUUCUGUAUUCAAUAGAUUAUAGGAGUCAACUGAUCUACAAUGGAAGAGAAAUAAGAUAUCAAUAACAAAAACACCUGUUCUGACAUCCUAGUAACCAGCUCCUCUUGCAGUCUUAUCCACGCUUCAUCGGCCACUUUCGUUUUGAAUCUUGGGUCUAAGGCUGUGCCCUCCUCCAAGAACUGCCUGAUGCUCUCAUCCUGCAAGACAAAAAAUAGCAUAGUAGUCAAAUCUCUGAGUAUACCUAAUAAAAACAACUUAAAAAUCUACAUGCUACUGUACAUACUUGGUAUCGUUUUGAGAGGUCACCCCAGAUCUUGUCCUUGAUGGUCCGUGUAAAGAAGGAGUCCUCAUCAGUGAUUGUGAAGUGAUGCUGGAGUUACCCCAAGAUGGGCAGAAUCUGGCCCAAAGUUGGACUCCUUUCAGCAGAGAUGCAGAUGGUUGAAGUAUAGAGUAUCUUCAUUACUCUGAUGAACUGUUCUGCUUUUCUAUAGUCAUUAUCAGAAAGUCUUUCCAUUUUUUUAUUAGCUAGACCACAGGCCAGCGCAUUAGUUCACAUUGAUGAAAGAAUGAGUUAAGAAUAACAAUGCCCAUCCAUAUCUAUACCUGUCCUUCUCCGUUGAUUUUUUUUUAGCCGAGGGUCCGUGUAGGCUCCCUGGAUGGCAGGAAACUGCUCCAGAAAUCGCUCCACCAUCAGGAACAGGCUGUUCCACCUGUUCCUCACAUCCAAAAUGACAGCAUGCUCAGGAAGACCUUGAGAGAGACAGUGUGCAUGUGAUUGUCAAAGUGGUUAUCUGUAGUAAUUAGUGAUGCACGAUAUGAAAAAUUUCAACCGAUACCGAUAACCGAUAAUUUCCUCUUCUCAUAUUUUUACAUUUAUUAUAAUCGUCAUAUAAUCUGCAGUUUGUGCAGGAUGCAGUGAUUGAAAACUGAUGUUUUUGUUGCUCUGGCCUAUCUAGAACAACAAACAAAAGUUUUUGGCUCUUCAAAUGUGGUCAUUUGCUAUAAAUAACAAUAACAGAGCAAAAAGCAGAACUUCAUUUGAUCACCUGAACUGUUCAACAGAACUGUAAACUGUAAAGGAGCUAUUAUGAGACGUUAGGAUUAGCAUGCUGACCGGACUAACAUCUGACGUCCAUAUGUCUGUGGUAAAACUCACGUGUAGUCCGUUCUUGUCGAUCAGGUUGUGAAUGUAUGUGGCGACAAUAUCAUAGAGUGCAGGAAGAGACACGUCCGAGAAGAAGCGGCGGCUUGGGAGAGUGUAACGUGGCUCCAAGUGUGCUAUUAACUUGCGAAAACCCGGGUUCUCAACGACGGAAAAAGGCUGGUCGUCGACCGCUAUGAACUCCAUCACUUUGUCGUUAAUGGCUUUAGCCUUUUCGCUGUCUCUUGAGAAGCUUUUGCAGUUUUUAAACGCCCGCUGAAUGGGGACAUCGAUCCUCCGUAGUGUUGUUGUCUUAGCUUUAGUACCGCUAGCAGCUUCGGCGGCUGCCUCAUAGUCUUUUAAUACUGCUUCGCCGCGAUGGCGACUUUUCAGAUGAGCUAUCAGAUUCGCUGUGUUAAAACUUGACGUCUUCUUUCCUCCUCUCGGAAUCCUCGCUGAACAGGUUUUGCAUAUAACAGCUGUUGUCAUCUUCUGCCACUGAGAGAAACGACCAUGCUGGUGAAGACAUUUUAUUAUCUGUCAGGUAGUGACGGGGUCAGGCUUGGGACCUGCGAGUAAGGCGCGAUAGAUGACGUAACCAGCGCGUCUCGGACGGGCGGCUACUCCGCCUGCAAACGUUACUCGUAAUUUCAUUAAUAUAUCGGAUCUUUCUAUCGGAAAAAUGCACCUAUCGGGCCGAUAAAAAAUGACGUAAUUUCCCCCCAAAUCGGCCGAUAUUUUAUCGGUCCCAUAAAUAUCGUGCAUCCCUAGUAGUAAUAGUUCAAAAGUUGAUUCAGCCAGCCCAGGAACAUUGCACUAAGUUUGAUUUACACUUACCGAGAAGACGCUGCUUCUCUUUAAGGACAGGUUUAACCACACCACCAUAGCGCUGAUUCUUCCUGCCCACUUUGAGAUGACAGGUAUGAUGUACAGCUUUUGAGCAGCAAUGUUUAGUGCAUGAGCAAAGCAGCAAAUUUUUCUAAUGCUCAUCUUUUUUACUGCUGCAUCCAUAUUAGCUGCAUUGUCGACAGUGAUUGCAACAACUUUUUCUUUUAUGUUGAAUUCAUCAAGAAUAUCCCCUAUCUCCUUAGCUAUUACAUUCCCUGUCUGUGAUGUGUAGACUGCCCUGGUAUGGAGGACUUUCUCCUUUCAUGGUACCCUCUCUCACAAAGUGGACUGAAACAGUCAAGUAGUGGUCUUGUGCCACACUGGUUCACCUAUCCGCUGUGACAGCCACAUCUCUGACGUCUUGCAAUUCUCCUUUAACAUUUCCCUUCUCUACUGCAUACCAUGCAGGUAUGAGUGUAUUUGACAGCGUGUCUCUGCUGGGGGGCUGAUAUCUGGGGUUUAGGGCUCUUAUCAUCUCCCUAAUUGACAUUAAAACACAAAAAAUCAACAAAACAUUAUCUACACUGAGAGAUAAAAUCUUAACUGAUCAACAAUUUCCUUUACUUACCUCCACCAUGGAGUCUCCACUGUUGAAAAAGGCAGCAAGCCUUUAACAACAAAGUUUGUGACUACCCUGUGGCACUCAUCUUGUUUUUCUAUUGUCAUCUUUCCUUUUUCUGCCAGGGUGAAUGUAUUCACAGUUGGCCUUGUCCCCCUCACACCACAGUCAGAGGCUACUGUGAGAAGAUCAGUUUGAUAAAUUGAUAAGCACUUUUUGAGCUAAGCUUAAUCUGUUACUGUCAAUCUCUUGUUAGAUUUUGAUUUAGCCACAAUGCUAACACUAAUAACAUAAGUUAGCAUCGCCACAGUUUAACUCGCUUCACGAUGCACGUAUUAAAUUGUAGUGAAAUUAAGUAAAUUUACCAGUGCUCUCAUUGGUACUCUCAGAUGAAGCGGAGUCCGGUGGUGGUGGACAUUUUGAACCAAGCCGCUCGGGCUCUGUAAUGUCCACAGGCGGACUUGAAUGCUGAGAGGAGGAUAGCUGCAGUCUGCUCUUCUUGCAGUGAAACACGGAGCAACGUUAUGCUCUUAAAUUGAUUCUGUGCAUGGUCAGGUGAUUCAUCAAAUUCACUGUAUUGGCAUUCUUGGUAAUUAGCACUUUUUUGCAUAAAUUGCGUCGCACACUACUGGCAUCAAUCUUGUUAAAAUGGUGCCACACUUUUGACCUCGGAGUCUGAGAUAUUUUUUUACCCGGUUCGAGACACACACAACUACAGCUCUCAGUCACAACACAGACACGUGAACCCCGUCUGUGGGCGGAACCACAAGAUGUUUCCACCACUAUUUUUCUUGCAUGCCGCAAUUAUGCGUAAUGUUAAAGCCAAUCACCGGCAGCAGUAUCAGGUCUUCAUCACGUGAUUAAUCUCAGGGUACCGAAACUUGGCACCGAAACAGGUAUGGAUGAUUGAUUGCUUUGGUCUGGUGGAUGCACCGCUAGUUGUGGCUUAACUGCUAAUGCUACUCCUGCCGUCAGCAGUGACGGGCUGUGCAGACUUCGCUCGCAUUUUCAUGCUUCCUGCGUAAUCACUUGGAGAACUUCUUCAAAUGAUUAAACAGAUUUGUUAUGUUGCCGGUUUAUUGGCUUAAUUGCUCAACGUCACUUUGGAGAGACGUUGAAUAACUUCUCAACAAUAACAUCUUUGGAGAAUGACUCAAAGUCAUGGCGGACAUCUAUUUUACUGCCUCAGCUCCGCGUUUAGCUCCACGUUCAAUCAUUCUGUUUACUUCUCCAGUAACUUUCAGAAGUGAGCAGGAAAAGCUCGACUCUGAUUGGCUGUUGUGACGCAUAUUUCCACCAUGUUUGAUCGAGUAAAUAAGCUCACAGCUGAUCACAAUCAUCGAUCACGAUCAUAUAAUCGCCCAGUCCUACUCGGUAUUCAAAGAAUACAAUAUAAGAUGGCACCACGAAACGAAGCAUGCUAACUUCAAAGUUUUGUUCCCUCAGAAGACAGAGGCACGAAAGCGCAAGAUCGAAGUCCUGAAAGGUGCUUAUGCAUACAGCAACAGAAAUAAUGUGCAAGGUCUUACGUCCCAACAGAAGGCAACUAGCGCAUCUCUAAAAGUGUCCUGGGUGCUCGCAAAGCACAACAAGCCAUUCACUGAUGCAGAGGUCUUCAAGGAGAUGAUUGUGACGGUUUUGGUGGCACUUGCUGCCAGCAAGUUGAUGGAUGGUGUGAUCGAGUCAGUGAAACAGAUGUUGCUCUCUGCCAGAUCAGCUGACCGCCGCAUAGAAGCGCUGUCUGAUGCGGUGCAGGGUGUAAUUAUCGACGGUGUCAGUCAUGCAAACUACCUUUCCUUAGCCAUUGAUGAAAGCACUGACAACACAGAUGUAGCCCUGCUUCUAUGUGAGAUAUUUUGAUGGGAAAGAUUUCAAGGAAGAGCUGCUGUCUCUAAUUCCAUUAAUAACCAGCUAAUAACAACCUGGCCCCCACCUACCUCACAGACCUGCUCCACCACUACACCCCCGCCCAUACCCUCCAAUCCUCAGAGGGAAAUCUUCUUGCCCUACCCCCUCGGACCAAGCACCAAACUUGGGGGUCAGAGCCUUCUCCGUUGCCGCCCCCACCCCCCAGAAUUCACUCCCCAAACCCACCUGAGACUGUACUGACCCCCACACUUUUAAAUCACUCUUAAAAACGCCACCUUUUUAAAUUGGCUUUUAACCCGUGAAUCUAUUCUUUUAUUGUGUCUCUUUUACAUCAUUGAUUUUAUUUCUCAUAGUUUUCUGUAUUUAUUUAUUUUUUUUCAGUUUAUUUUCUUCUUUUUCUUUCUAAGGCAUCUUUGAGCACCUGUAAAAGCACGUUAAAUAAAAUAAUAUUAUAAAUAAAAUUUAUUAUUUAUAAUAAUAAUAAUAAUUAUUAUUAUAAUAGUUAAACAGUUUCAGAGUAAUGUUCCCGUGUGUCAAAUGUAAAAGAAUGAGUGGAUUUGAUCAUCUUCAGAACAUAAUAUCAUUCAAAGAUUCAGAGAAUCUGUAGAAAUCUCUGGACAAAAGGGACAAGGACCAGAACCAAGACUGGAUGGUCCAGAUCUUCAGGCCCUCACACAGUACUACAUUAAUAACAGACCGAACUUUGGAGUAAAAACCACUGCAUGGACUCAAUUAAUACUGAAUAAUAUCUACAGGUUUAAGAGCAACAUUUGCUGCCAUCCAGACAAAGACUUUUUCAGGGAAGACCUUCAUAUAUCAGCAGGACAAUGACAAACCACAUUCUGACAACAGGGAGUUCAACAGCAUGGCUCUGCAGGAGAAGAGUCCUGCUGCUGGAGCUUGCAGAUGGUCCAGCAGGUUAGCACGCUUCCCAUACAUGGGGACCACAGUCCCCGCAACAGUCGCGGACCGAAUCUGGCCCCGACCAUGUGUUGCAUGCCCCACCAUCUCGCCACACUUCACCCUGUCCUGUCGAUAAAGGCUAAAAUCGCCCCAAAAAAAUGUUAGAAAAAAAAAGGGUCCUGCUGAUGAACUGGACUGAUGCAGUCCUGACUUGGUUUUUUGGGUAGCUCUGAGGUUUACCAUACAAGACAAGGUUGUUGGUCUUAAAAAACCCUCAGUUUGAAUGUUAGUUGAUGUGGAUCAGUAUUCAGGCACCACUAUUGCGCCAUCCUUUACUAUCACAGUUUUCUGUGUGCCGGGGCUAAAAACUGAAACUUGAACUGAAUCAUCAAGGUGCUGUUAACAGAUUUUCUCCUAAAUUUGACACACAGUGUCAUCACUUUAUGACUCCUGUUUGUGGUGCUGGUGAUGAGAAGGAGAGCGACUAUAGUGCAGUGAACUAGCUUCAGAAGAAGCAGUGACAUUGGGGUGUUGAAAGGCUGUGAAAGGAACAGGAAGAAAUUGUUGCUUUAAAACAAAAAAAAAAGUAAGAGGUUUUCCAGUUCUUUCUGCCGAGACAAGAGGAAAGGAGGAGGAUCACUGCAGUGUACAGAGAGAGCAAGAAAUAACUUGGGUACUAAAUCAGACAAACUGACUUAAAAAAUACUGUUUGGUUGAGUUUCUCUGUAACCCCACUCGCUUUCUGUUAAGCAAACCAGGAUCUGUAACCAGUGUGUGCCUUAAAUCCCAUGAUGCUCUCUGUCUGCCCCCCUCUGUCAGGCCCCGUGGAGGCGGUGGUGGCUCCGGAGGUCCCAGGAGGCAGAAGGAGUUGCCUUCAGAGCCCCCCUUCACAGCGUACGUGGGAAACCUGCCGUUCAACACGGUGCAGGGAGACAUCGACAUCAUCUUCAAAGAGCUCAACAUCCGCAGCGUCCGAUUGGUCAGAGACAAAGAGACAGACAAGUUCAAAGGUCAGAGGAUUUCAUUCUCUGUCAUGGUCAGACUACAGGAUUGAUUUAGAAUCAAUCAGAGGAGACAGACUCUUCUCCAGCUGAAACAGGAUCAGGAUGAGAUCCAUGGUCAAAGAGUUAGUCAGUUUAAAAACCUGUUUUAAGAUGAAAAUACCGACUUCCAGGGUCAAAUGAUUGACGGUACAAAAGUCAUCAUCCAGCCUACAGCUACACAGGCUGGGACGACUGAAAUUUGUCUGACUGAUCAAAACACAUCCUAAGAAAGUUCCUGAGCUUCAAGUGGUCCUAAUUUAAAAAUCCAUCAGGGUUUAAACACACCAGAGUAUAGCUUUAUCUGCCCCAGUUUACCAGGUUGGUGUUGUCACAGGUGCUGAUCUUCUCAGGUGUCUGUCAGAUGAGACUUGUCUUCAUUGAAUAAUUGAUCCUCAUUAAACACAGUUUCCUCAUCAGUGACGUUAUUAACCUCAUCUGCACAUCUUUGUUUUUAGGUUUUUGUUACGUGGAGUUUGAAGAUUUGGAAUCUCUAAAAGAAGCUUUGACAUACGACGGUGCUGUGAGUAUCAGUCACAGGCUUUACUUCUCACUCUGAGUCCCGAUUUCUUUCUAAUUAGAGCAGUAUCAAGCUCCAGAGAACGUGAAGAACUUAAGUAUGAGGAAGUUGAUGUGUUCACUCCUUACCAUCCUGGUAAAACAUUGUCACAGUGAAGUUGUUUUUCUGGACUUUUGGACCUUUAAGAGACCUGAACUCUGAGAGUCUGAAAAACUUUUCUGUUCAGUUUUGUUAGUUCCACAUUAGGUCAUUUGAGCCUUGCUCUGCAUAGAUUAUGUAUGAGCCCGCUCUUUAUGUUGAUAUUGAUACCGCCUUUUUUCAACACUCUGUUAUGUCUUGUAAUUUCUGAAUUCAAUGAUUUGCAUGUGAACAUAGUCAGAGGAGCAGACAGAUAUGACCAGUAGGGUUGGGCAUCAUUUGAAAUUUAACCAAUCUGGUUCCUAAUGAUUCUCUAAUUCGAUUAAUUUAAAAGGCAGUAUUAGGGCUGGGCAGUAAAACUAUAACGAUAUACACUACAGGCCAAAAGUUUGGAAGCAAGAUCAGAUUUGUACAAAAAAAGAUCAUAGUUUCAUAUAAAUAAUUUGCAACACAAUAAACAUGACUAUUGUGUAAAGAGUAACUUAUCAGAAGACAUUUUGACUAUAAUUUUUCUUUGACUAUUAAUUUUUCUGACCGAUUGAUCCAAUUCAUCCCGCACAAGCUCAAUUGGAGAAAGGUCUGGAGACUGAGGGGGCCAAACCAUCUUUUGAAGAAUACCUUCCUCUUCUUUUUUGUCUUGGUAACCCUGAAAGAGCUUGGCAGAGUGCUUAAAGUUAUUGUUUUGCUGCAAAACAAACUUAUGAGCCACAAGUCUGAGUGCAGGUGGAACAGCAUGGUGCUGGAGGAUGGAGUGGUACUGUUCCUUCCUCAUGAUACCCUUUACUUCAAACAAAUCUCCUACUCCAUCACCUGCAAAACAUUCCCAUACCAUGGAACUACCACCUCCAUGCUGAAUUGUGGGUGUAACACAUGGUGCUUUCAGACGUUCACCAGUUUGUCUGCAGACAUAGACUCUGCGUUUUGAACCAAACAGUGCAAACUUGUUUCUAGUUACCAUAAGUCCAAUUUUUGUGAGCUUUUGCCCACUCAUAUCUCUUUUUCAAGGUUCUGUGGAAGAAGUAGUGUUUUUUUGCAGAUACACAACCCUUCAGACCAGCCUUUCUCAAACAUCAUUUCACGGUUGUCAGAGAUAUGGGUUUCUACCUUGUCGUGUUGAUUUCCUCCCUUAUUUGUGGUGCUGUCUUUUGCUGAUCUCUCUCACUGGUGACAAUACCAUGUUUAUCCUCUGCUUUUGUAGUAACUCUCUUUUGUCCAGGUCUUUUUCUAGCAUCAUAAUUUCCAGGUUCCUCUGGUCUCUUCAGAGUGUAGUGCACUCUGUUGUUAAACACCUUUAGACGUUUUGCAAUUUCUCUUUCUAUGUAUCCUUCUUUCCUCAAUGUACAAAUCUUUACUUUUGUUUCUUUACUCAGUUGCUUCUUUCUAGCCAUUUUUGCUGUAGUUUGAACGCAGUUGAGAUUUAUCAGGAUUUUUGUAUGCAGACUCUCAAAAGCCAAAAAGUUGAAGUGAAUAAUCCAAAUUUGAUUUGUUUUUUUGCUUUGCACUGAAGUUGUGACUCUUGCAAAUGUUUUCAACCCUAAAACUAAGCCCUUACUAUCUUUUGCUGACAUAUAUUUAGCAAUGGUCUGUUAACAUCAAUCUAUAUCUAAAAGUAAAUGGAGUAAAAUGGUGCAUUUCCAUGAAAGCAACAUCUGAUCAUGGAGUAAAUACAUCCCAAAAUACAUACAACUCAUGCUGGAUUUUUUAAAAAGCAUUGUGAACAAAAACUUGAAGUUACUCCUAACUGUUCGGCCUGUAAUGGCCUUGCUUCCAAACUUUUGGCCUGUAGUGUAUAUCGAAAAUUGAUUUCCCUAAAUAUUAAUAUAAAACAUGGUCAAUAUCAUUUUCGAUAGUCGGCAUUCUGCCAUGUUUUGGUAGACUAUACCAAUAGGCAAUGAAAAGGGGAGUUGCUCCGGUCCACUUUGCGCUGAACCAAUCGUGCUGAAAUAGAACCAAGUAGCAAACAACUGUGUUGCAGCAGCUCCAUGCUACCAUAGCACUUUAACAUUUAAAGCCAACAGCACUGUUGUUGAGAAAAAAAGAAAAUGAGUGCUACCCCCGGCAGAAAUGCAGAUGAAGGCUCAAUAGAUGAUGACAUUGUCAAUGGUUUGGAGGUAUUUAUGUUUUUUGAGGUCAGACAUGAAGCAGAGUAAUGUGCACUGCAAAUUAUGUCGUGUACAUGUUCUCACAAAGUUGGAGAAUACCUCAAAUUUUUUUCCCACCUGAAGCAGUGCCAUGCGGCAGAGCACAUGCAACACAAACUGUCACAAACCCUGAGCAAAAUAGGGAGCCCAUAGCGCCUGUGCAGCCAAAACAGCCGACCAUUCAGUCUGCCUUCUCUAGUGCAAUGCCUUACAACAAAAUGUUGAAGAGACACAAAGACCUCACGGAUGCAGUAGCUUAUUUUAUUGCAAAAGACACUCUACCAAUAAGCACUGUUAAAUUCCAUUUUUUGUAUUGUGAUAUCAACUGAUACGAAAAAAAUAAAUCGUGAUAAACCCUAACCCAAAUUGCCCAGCCCCAGGCAGUAUAAAGAAAAUGCAUGGUUUAAAUGAGGGCGUUAACCAGAGUUCUUUUUUGAUGAAAUGUCUGAACUUCUCCAUGAAUUUUUCAAUCAUAUGAACUUUACUAUGAAUUAUUUACAGAGCUAUAGGAUAUUUAAGUUGACUCACCAUACACAGUACAAUUUGUUUGCCACUUCAAUGUUAGCAGAAGACAGAUGUAAAUUAUUGUUUUACUCAAGUAUUUCUGCUCCAUGAAUCCAGAGGUGUUUCAUCAUGUUGGUCGUGCAGCCUCCUAGUGUUGUUUUCGUUGACAAUGACGUUGACGAAAAUAUUUUUGUGACAAAAAUAUUUCGUCGCCGCACAUUUUUUUCCACAACAAAGACGUGACAUUGACGAGCUAAACAUCAGUCUUAGAUUACUAAAAUGUGAUGAGACGAAUGUGCAUUUACGUUGACGAGACUAGACGAAAACGUUAGUGGUGGAUGACAAACAGAGUUGCAAAAUUCAUGAGCAUUUUGUCGGUCAAACGCUAAACAUAUAGGAGCAGCUUCAGUCCACUCUGACUGCUGUCAUCAGCCCGCUGUGCUCCUCCAACACACACACACACCAGUGUUGUUUUCGUUGACGAUUAUGUUGCCAACAUAAUCGUCAAUGAAAACAACACUGCAGCCUCCAUAGUACGAUACAACUGUGUUGCAAAUUGUGUAGUGAGAUGACAGUUCAUUCUUUUGGGUAGAGUUUAGCAAAACUUUUUACUGCUGCCGCUGUGGGUUACAAUGUGCGCUCUCUUUCUCUCUCUCUCUCUCUCUCUCUCUCUCUUUGUGGCUUCAUCUUAUGUGCUUCGUCUUCGUUGGUAUUCGUAGGGUUCCCACAAGGUCUUAAAAAGUUUAAAAAUGUUCAAAAAUCAGAACUUAAAAUUCAAGGCCUUGAUAAGUCUUAAAAACACCCAAAUUUUUAUCCAAGGUCUUAAAUUUAGUUUAGUCUGGUCUUAAUUUUUUAGUUUUGUUUGUUCCUGAAAAGCGUUGGCUGCAGAAAAUACAUUGAGUAAGAUGCCGUAAUCAGAAAUCCAUUUUGUGUAGUCUGUCUUUCUUAGGGGCUCAAAUAGCUACUGGUGUGGGUGGAUGGUCAUUCAACUACAAAUCCCCUGAUAACUACAUUCCAGUUUAUAAUAUUUGCAGCAUGUUUUUGACCCCUGUGUGUUCAGAGUCACGUCUGCUGCUUUCCAUAGAAAACAGGGGCAAGUGUUUUUUCAAGGAGUCUUGGCUUAAAAUCUGUGAUUUUUGAUGUUAGUUGUAAGUGGUCCCAAACAAUUAACACCAGGCUCACUGUAAACUUUGCUGGAGGACCAUCCAGUUAGGGACCUUCGGUGUGAAAGUGCUAUGGUCUCACUCAAAGGCAGAGAAACACCAGCUCGCCAUAUAAUGUGACCACUGAAAAUUUCCAGCCAAAAUUAGCAAAUUAGCAUUUUCGUUUUUUGUCCCAAACUCUUUUCUCACCAAAACAACACGGACGAAACAGAUGUUGUGAUGAUGCAAGCAAAAUCUGUGACCAGCACACACUUGUCUGGAUAAUGGCCAACAUCUCUGUAGUGGGGACAUAUUUCAGUAUAUCUGAGAACUACGGAUAGCGAUUAGCAUAGCGUGUAGUGCCAAAUUCUCAAAAGGGGGUGCAUCUGCAAACUGUUUUUUCAUAUGAGGUUUAAUUUAAAAUCCAAACAUCCCGAUCAUCAUUCUGAAUAUGAGAAGCACGCGGCACAGAACAGGAAGACCCCUCUGAGCACUCCGUCUAUGGUAGAUGUUGAGGCCAAAUACACACGUGGGCAUUGGGGGAAGUUUCACUUCUUCUCACCUUUGAUUCAUAACUUAAACAUAGAUCAACAUUCCACGCAAACUCAUGCUCAGCUCCUGCUCUCAGCUGCUUGAAAGAAAACAGUGAUGCUACCUCUUCUAGCCUCAUCUCUGCUGCUUAUCACAGCACUUCUCCUCCAAGAAGUUUUUGCCCCUGUCUCUCAGGUGCCAUCAAGAGGUGUAAACCACACAGAAUAUGCAGCAACAAACACUGACUCAAAAACUCAAAACUCGUGUUACAAUUGCAUAAAUUAAUCAGGGUUCCCACGUGUCCUGGAAAAUCUGGAAAAAGCUAACCACUUUUCCAGUACUGGAAAACACCUGGAAAAUGGGAGAAAAAGGGAAGUGUCCUGGAAAAUUAUUCUAACGGUACAAGAAAACCGUCUAAUCUGGCAACACUGGUCGGGCAGAAAGGGGGUCUGUGCCUCAAAACUUUCACUGCAGGCUGAGAGCUCAAUUGCUAUACUAUAGCUAGUAGCAGUGCAAACUUCCUAUGGUGAAAACAAAAAGAGCAACACAGCUGCACAGAAACAGCACAUUGUAGACAUUUCUGAUCACAAUAGACACUGCUAUGCUAGAAGACAGUUUAGACUUUUUUAAACCACUAAGUGACCUUCAAACAUAGAGUGCACAUUGUUAACCGGUGCCAUUUUUCCAGAGUUUACGGUAAUGUUAUUGUUGACAUUUUAGCUUGCACUUAUCUCUCUUGUCUGUCUGUCUUUCUUGCUAACUGAGCUGCGGUCACAAUUCCAAGUCUGUAUUCUGCUAUGAGCUCAGCAAUAGAGAGAGUAAAAUACAACUAUUUCAUACCUUAAAUAAACGCCAGUUGACAAAAAGUGUUUAUAAACUCGUAAAAAAUAAAACGUGAAAAAUGUGUUCAUAAUGGUCUUGGAGGGUCUCUAAUAGGGCUGCACCUAACGAUUAUUUUUUAUUAACCGAUUAAUAAAAUCAAAAACGUGUCCGAUUAGUAUUCAGUUCACUGAUUUAUUCAAGAAUCUCUUGAAAUGAAACAAAAGAAAAAGCAGUGAAUUUUUAUCAAUGCUUUUUUGAAUUCACAAAGCACUUAACAUUGCUUUUUAGCUUAUUUAAAGUCAUCUGUAAGUAACACUCAGCCAAAAGCUUGAACUUUGUGCUGGGCGACAUACUGUGAACCGCGGUAUACCAUUUUCGGAUAACCAGCCUGUGGAUGCACCAGCCUAAUAGGUUAUUGUUGCUUUGUAGACUCCCUUACCAGAUGCAUGCUUAUCUUACUCAUAGUUACAAUGACUGUCAAGUAACAAUAAAUAACUUUCAUACCAUCUUUCAUUUAAUAGCAAGAAAGUCAGUGCCACACAACCAGUUGUGAUACUAUUGCAAUAAAAAAUAUUUGGAAAAAAUAAUUUGCAAAAAAAAUAAUUUGUACCAUAAAAUGUAUUACAAUAUUGCAUAAGUGAAAUUCCUGGCUGGGAAUUAUAGGGCUCGAAAUUAUUUUAAUUAUUAUUAUAUAUAUAUGUAUAUUUAAUUGUUUCCCUUUCAUUUCCUAGAAACCCUGGAUAUGAUUCUAGGACAGCAAAUAUGUUUUGUUGUAAAAUAUGUUAUGUAACAACGAUGGCUAUAGUAAAAAAAAACAAAAAUAAUGAUAAUAAUAGAAAUAAUAGGGCUCGAAAAGGCACAUUAUGUCGCAAUGCAUUGUGGGCCACGGUGGGCAUUAUGCUGGCAACAGUGUUUGUUUACAUUGCUGAGUAAGACACAGCGCUAGAUAACAGGGUUUCCCCACAUGCAAUCGAUCGAGGCGCACUGCCACGGUUAAAUAAAAGCAGCCACACCUUAAAAAUGAGUUAUUUUCUUAAGUAGAUCUACCUCGGACUCAUACGUAUCAGUAUACAUUUUUGUGGCUGAACUCGAGUGCGCCAAGUAGAAGCAUUAGGGAGAUAUCAUUGGCGAUCACACUGCUGAUUAAUUAGCGAGUUAUUGGACAGAUAAAAGCACAAAAGUGAUGCUUUAACUCCGAGCUAACUGCUUAAAGUGAAUUGACUAGAUGGGAUGUAACUGCUUGAAGUGAAUGAAUUAGAUAUGAGAUGCAGGGCGUAUAAUGCAGCGUUCACUGCGGUUAAGUAUGAUUGACAGGUCACUGCAUAUCUCCUUGAAUGAAAGCAGCGCAGUCUUGGAAAUGUGAGUGAGGAAUCCAGGAAGAACACAUCUAUUGAUUGAGAGGCAAUGCUCAUAGAUCAUGCUAAAGUAGGUUUUAAAUCGACCCCAUUAGGAGGAGCUUGUUUGCCGUCCAUGCUUCCACCAUUACCUGAAGUAGCCUUUGUCUACAUCAUUAUGCAACACUUCGAUGCAUGUUUUUUGCGUCAACGAAUUUUUGUAGUCCAUUACGUGGACUACAUCGAUAAAUCGGCCCAGCCCUAGUCUUAAAUUUAACUUACUGAAACCUGCAAAAACCCUUCAUUCAGUAGCUUCCUCUUUGUUCGUGUUUAGUGGCUUCUUCUUCCUUAGUGUUCGGCGGCUAUUUCUCCUGGUCAGUGGACGCAGGCAUCAAAACUUGGAAUCAAAAUUUAAAAACUUGAACGGUGCCGGGAGAAUCGGAAUGUUGGAUCCCGGUUCCCAUCAAUGCUUGAGACUCGAUGCCCAACCCUAAUGAGUGGACAGGAAAAAAGAAAGAUGUGACCUGACCUCCACAAUGUCACCACUCAAAAUCACUUAUUUUGAUUGAUAUUAAUAUCAUGAUAAGUAAAAUGGUUGCCCCUAAGUAAUGUCUGCAUCUCACUCAUUUUGGCAGGUUUCAACCUGUAAAUCUUUAAACUCUGAAAAUACCAGUAAGAGGGUGUUUAGCCCCAUUUUUUUUAUUUACUAAAGCAUGUCUGUCUAAUUUAAGAAUAUGAAACUUUUAAAGUCAUAUGUAUGACUGACAGGCCAUAAAGUAGUGAGGUAUUUUUACACUCAUAAAAACUGAUGAGAGCUCUUGCUGGUAACAGUUGAUCACAGGCUGCACAUCCAACGAGUCAUUCUGUAUUUUCUUUGGCCCUUUUCUUGACUUCAUUCAUACCAUAUCAGUGUCAGUAUUCAGUCUGAUCUCUUAAACUUUAUCAAUUUAUCUACGGUCUGAUGUGAUCUAAUGUGACCUUUGACCCCUGCAGUUGUUAGAUCAAAGGUCACUGAGGGUGGACAUCGCAGAGGGACGGAGACAAGAGCGAGGAGGGGGCUUCGGCUUCAAGAAAGACGAUGGGAGAGGUAAAGUUUGCGCGCUGACUCACUGUGCAUAGAGUUGCAUGUCACUCUUCAUCCUGCCAUCAGCUCAUCUUCACCUCAAGCCCUGCCUCAUUUUAAUUUUCUCUUUCUUUGAUUGGUCCAGACACACAGACAGAGAAAAUGAACUGAAACUAGUGUGUUAGAUUUCACCUCCUUCAGUCAGCGUAGCUCCUAACAUCUCCUCUCUGAUUGGUUGAUGAGCAACUAACAAGCUCCACCUCUUCAGUGCUGUGCUUCCUACUUCUUCCAAAAGGAGGUGCCACCUCCGUCUUCCCUGUUCCCUCCUCUUCUCUCUUUUCUCCUCUUUUUUCCUUUCCUCCUUUUUUCCUUCCCUUUUUUCUUCUCUCCUCUUUCUCUGUCCCUCCCCAACCCCUCCUCUCUCCUCCCCUCUUGUUUUCUUUGCUUGUUCUUCUUGUACUCUUCUCCUUAGUUUCUCUCCAUCUUGUUCUCCUUUCUUGUCCCCUGUUUUCCCCUGUUUCUUCUCUUUCCUUCUCCCUCUUUUCCCCAUUUUAUUUCAUUCCUUGUCUCCUCCAGUUUUUUUCUUUUCUGGUCUCUCUUUGUUUCUCAUUCUCUUUUUUCCGCUCUUGUUUCUGUUGCCUCCCAUUUUCUUUCUAUUUCUCCUUCCUUCUUUCCCUCUCCGUUUAUUGCCCUCUAUCCACAUGUCCUUGUAGUACUCCACUUUCUCCUCUAUUUUUCUCUCCCUCCUCUCCUCUCUCCACCUGCCUGUCUCUCUCUCUCCCUCUCCUCCGCUUUUUGUUUCAGCCCCCCCCCACCACCACCUUUGGUUGUUAAAUUCCCCCUGUCCUCUGCAGGACGAGGAGGUCAGAGAGGAGGUCACAGAGGAGGAGGAGGAGGAGGACGUGACAGCCGUGAAGACUUCGACCACCAAGGAGGAGGUGCGGUCAGAGAGUUCAGCAGCUCAGAUUGGGCGGCAGCGGACCAAUCAGAACACUGCUGAGCUGCAGCCAAUCAGAAAGCAGAGCAGUUUCCCUGAACUAACGUACAAAAAUCUGUAAAAACGAAGAAAAAAAAAGUGACACAAAUUUCCCAUAAACUGAAGUUCAGCUGUGGACAGCUUCGUCAGAGGAGAAAUGUUUGAAAUAUUGAAUGUUAAACCAACAAAAAUGAAGGAGAAAAAAACAGGAAACAAGCUCUAAGACUUAGAAGGUGUAAACAAAACAAAGUACAGUAUAAAUUGCUUAAAUAAACCUUUAAAUGAUUAAGUAAAACUUCAAAAUCUCAAGAAUUAAUAUAAUUGUUGUAAUUCAUUCUUCUCUAUUUUAUUAAGAAUUAAUAUUUGUGUAAUUAUUUUUUUUAGGAACAUUGUUUGUUUUAUUUUGAUGACUGAGUGGAUCUGAAAGCAUGUUAAUUUUUUCAUUAUUAUCAUUACACAUGCUAUCGUUUGAUAGCAUGUGUUUGGUAGCAUCGAUAGCAUCGUUACACAUGCGAUAGUUUGAUAUCGUCCUGCUCUCUAUCAGGUGAUUCACUGUUUAAUUUUUAACUCAUGCAAAGUAAUUUUAGAGUUCGUUGUUGGAUUCACUCUAAAGAAAAUCCGUGUAUUUUUAGAUUCAUACCCCUGAAGCGAGCCAGAGUGAAGCCUCUGUGCAACUAUUUCCAACUCUAUCUACAGUGACUCUGAGACUCCACACUCACUCAAGAACAGAGAUAAGAUGGGGCACAUAUAUUUAGAAGAAACAAAAACGGGCACCAUUGACCUUUGAACCUCCUCAUAGCUUGGCUCCGCCUCAAAGAGCUGCUGGACCAUGCCCCUUUUUUUUUCCCCAUCAUGCCUUUCACCUGGACCAUCUCAUGUCCAUUGGUCACCUUACAGGUUGGAGGCGCUGUGGGACACCUGUGGACAUGUCUGUCUGCUGACUUACCUUUCCGUCCACCUGUCUGCCUACCUGUAUGUCUCCACAGGUUAUGAUGACUUCGCAGGAGGGCGGGGUCGAGGUGGCGGCGGUCGUCCUGGUGACAGAAGGGGGGGAGGUCCCGGAGCGGGUCGCUUCAGGGACGGACGCGGAGGACCGACAGACUUCAGGGAACCAUCUGAAGGUGAGACCAUUUCCUGUCAGAGGGCAGAGCUUCUGUCAUCAUGUGUUCAAUAUCAAGCCAGUGAGACUGAAGAAAUAGUGGCCAUCCCACCAAUCUUUGAUAAGAACACUAAUAAAUUAUGAAAAACAAGAGGGUUGUGAUUGGUGAAGACCACCACAGGUACAACACCAGAUCCAAGAUAAACAUCAAGAUCCUGAUCUACUAAGAUCCUUAAUAACAAGCGCAAAGUUGCAUUUGCAAACUAAAAAGUUGCAUGUGUUGUCAGUGGGCAUGUUUCGGGUGAUCUACUAUGAUUGCAUGCGCAAUACAUGACAGCUGGUGCACAUUGCCCUAUUAAAAUGAGGAUUUUGCAUGCGCUACCAGCUUUCAUGAUAAAGAGUUUUGGAAGCAGAGUGGUCAUAGAUGAAAAAGUUUGAAGUCAUGGAGUUGGAGGUCUUGGUGGAGGAGGCAAAUGAAUGCACUGUUGAACUUCAGCAGAGACAUCUUCGUGAAAAAGUGAAUGCUGUGAGAAAACCAGAUGAUCUGCUGUUUAAAUAAAAAGAAAAAGGAAAAAUAUCCACAGAAGAACACAUGAAAAACUUUCUCUGAAUAAAACCUUCACAAAUGAAACCAGUGGGAGACCGGCAGAAAUCAACCCUUAGGCCUGGGGUGCCCAACCAGUCGAUCGCGAUCGACUGGUAGAUCACGGACUAAUUCUCAGUCGAUUGCGAAAAGUAGCCUUGACAGCGUAAAAAAAAAGUGUUUUUGGUAAUUUUAAUUGGCUAUUUUUCUCAUGGCUGUUGCCUUGCCAGUACCAUGCCCCCACUCCGUUGCAGCUGUAAGGUCAGGUCACAACAUGUGUGUGCUGCAGCCGUUGUUUACUAAGCUAGCAGCGAUAGAGAAAUGGCCGGGGAAAAAAGACCGAAAACUUAUCAUUUUCAACCCAGAGUGGGAUGAGGAUUUUUUUUUUUGUCCACUCAAACUCGAAGACCAUCUGUCUCAUCUGCAAAGCCAGCGUGGCUAUACCAAAGAAGGGAAAUCUGGAAAAGCAUUUUAAGUCACUGCACCAAAAAUAUGAGACAGACUUCCCUGCCAAAUCCGAGCUACGCUUGCAGGAAGUGCAGGAGUUGAAGACGCAGCUUGCAGCCCAGCAGUCUUUUUUUACCAGACCCAACACCAAGGGUAAGGCUGCUACCAUAGCAUCUUACCGUGUUUCUCGCGUGCUUGCUAAACACAAGAAGUCUUUCAAGGACGGUGAAGUUGUUAAGGAAGCCUUCAUUGAAGCCGCGGACGCACUUUUUGGUGACUUAAAGAACAAAACGGAGAUCGUCUCCACUAUAAAGGACAUGCAGUUAACACGGAAUACUGUCACACGAUGGUGCGAGGGAAUGGCAGAGGAUGUUGAAACACAGUUGAAGGACAUCGAUGGAUGUGAGUGUUUCUCCCUCCAGUUUGACGAGUCAACUGACGUGGUGGAUGUGCCACAGUUAUGUGUUUUCAUCAGGAUGGUUUUUGGAGACAUGUCGGCAAAAGAACUACUGACAGUUUUGCCUUUGAAAGGACACACAAGAAGUGAAGAUAUUUUUAACACUUUAAUGGACUUUGUUAAAACGAACAAACUGCCCCUUCUCAAGCUGAUCUCCAUCACAACUGAUGGUGCGCCAGCCAUGGUGGGCCGCACAAGUGGGUUCAUUGCAUUGUGCAAACAGAGUGAAUCUUUCCCUGACAUCCUUAAUUACCACUGUAUUAUACAUCAGCAAGCAUUGUGUGGGAAGAUUUUAAACAUGAAAGAAGUGAUGGAUGUUGUUAUGAAGAUUGUGUGCUCUGCCUGGGCCAGGAGUGUACAGAGAAGAUUAUUCCGCGCUCAUUUGGAGGAGACUGGCGCAGAACACACUGACCUGCUGCUCCACACAGAUGUGAGGUGGCUAAGCAGAAGUAAAUUUUUGGCCAGGGUCACUGAAUUACUGCCAGAAAUGAAAGAUUUCCUGAAACUGUCUCAGCACACAGAGCACAUUCAGCUGGAGGACUCCCAGUGGCUUUUGGAUUUAACAUUUCUGACAGACAUUACUGACAUGCUUAAUGAUCUGAAUUUAGAGCUCCAGGGUAAGGAUAAACAUGUUAUCAACAUAAUCAGUUCAGUAAACACAUUCAAAAGCAAGCUGUAGCUGCUUUUAAAUCGGCUGCAACGCUGUGACCUGCGAAACUUUCCUCACAUGCAAGCAGAACUUCAGCGUCAGGGUAAAAACUCUGCACAGCUUGAUGGAGCCCAUGAUGGAGAGCAGGUUCAGAGCAUCCUGUCAGAAUUUGAGAGGCGUUUUACUGACUUUGUAUCCAUUGAGCCUGUCGCCAGUUAUCUGUGUUUUCCUUUUGUGGAGGAUAUUGAUGUGGAUUGCAUUGCCUCCAAAGUAGCAUCACUGUUUCACCUGGAUACAGCUGCAGUUAAGAAUGAGGUUCUCACACUGCAAAGUGACAUUGAGGUCAAAUCCAGGGCAACAUCUGGCACUAAAGGAGACUUCUGGCACUUACUACUGGAGCAAAAGUAUCCCAACCUCAGAAGAUGUGCCCUCAACCUGACCGCACUUUUUGGAUCGACCUAUUCGUGUGAGGCUGCAUUCUCUCACAUGAAGAUCAUCAAGUCCAAGUACAGGUCCACAAUGACAGAUGACCACCUGGUGGCCUGCCUGAGACUUGCAACCAGCUCUUACUACCCUGACUAUGAGCAACUUGCUUCCUCCUCCCAGUGCCAGAGGUCCCACUAAGGUAGAAAAUCAUUUAAAUGUAACGUGUAAUGUGUUGAUUUCUUGUGUGCAGCAGUGUAAACACUCCAAAUAUGUUACUGAUAGGUGUCGGCAAGCACUAUGAAUGUCUGUGUUAAUAAAAGUAGAUUGCAACAGACUUCAAAUGUUUGAAAUAGAUCUUGGUUUAAAAAAGGUUGGGCACCCCUGCCUUAGGCCUUCCAGCAGCUCAAAAAUGGCAUUGGUGGAUGGACAAUAUGUCUGUACUGUUUUUAUUUCUGAUAGUCCAAAUAUGUUGGGAUGUGCACAGAACAUUCUCUCUUUGUGUUGUCUGUCAUUGCUCCUAUGCCUCCAUCUUUCCACAAUGACCUCAGCCAUUUGUGCGUAACUCUGUUCCAGUUUGUACCCGCCUUUCUGACAUGCUAAAUUAAGACGCUAAAACACUGACCACAAUCAGUUUGAGGGUUUAAUAAAUCACAUUUGGGGGUGCCAAAUGUUCGUUGAACAGUUAACUUAUGGCAGCAAUCAAUCGGGAGCAAAGGAGCAGGCUUAAUGCUCUGGUUUGGUUUGCCUGUGAGUUGACAGGUGUGACAUGGUUUAAUAUGAGUUGCUAUAUCCCUCUUCAAGGAAGGCCAAAAGAAGUGCCUGAGGACCAGGUUAUAAGUCCCCCCCACCCCUGCCCACUCUGUGUUAUUAUGAGCAAGUUCCAACACAGACUCAUGGAAUUUAGCAGGCACAACAAUUUAGAAAAUGGGGUCUCCAACCAAAUCAUCUCCGUAAGGCACCCAAUGUCACACCAUGUCAAACAAACCCUCUAGAGAGGAAUCUGCACACAGCUCCAAUCUCAACUCUUCCUGCGAAAGCGCGAGGGGGACAAGAGAAAAGUACACUGAAUCUGACACCUUACCUCUAACUUUUACUAGAGGUGUCCUGAAACAACUUUUUUACUCCCGAUACAAUACCGAUAUUGUAGCCUUCCGUAUUGGCUGAUACCAAUUUUGAUCCGAUAAUGGCACAAACUUAUGCAUGACAGGUUUUGCACUCAUCUGCAAAGUCUUGUUCAGACUUAAACGAAAAACUGCCAUACGGCCUAUAUCACUCCUACUCUUUUUUACUUUGUAAGUAACUAAGUACACACUGUUGGUGUGGCAAACCCCACUUCCUAACCUGCAGGGAAGACAAGACACCAGGAAGAGUGUAACACACAAAUACAAGCGAGCAUUAGAGGUAGGCAGUUCCCAAAGCUGACAGUGAAAGUUUCCCAAUAACUACAGAGUGUCUGCAGGAUCUUAAAAGUAUUGUGCCUAAAUCAAUUUAGCAACUAUAAAGGCUUUUAAAAAUUAUUUGAAAUUAAUUUUACCAUGACCAAGAGUUUCAAAGUAAACGUUUGAUUUUAUUCCAUGCUUUGUGUUUUGUUUAGAUUAGAGGGAUUUAUCCUGAGUAAUAAAACAGACAUGAAAACGUGCCCUAAACUGACUAGAUAACUCAAGUUUUCACAAAUGUCAAAUGGUUAAGCUUUGAAAUCUUUGAAGCCUGUCAUUAAAAUCUACUGUAACAUAUUGCAGUUCAGUAAUGUGAGUUUUUUCAGCUGACAUAACCAGUUACAGCUCAAAGUAGCUUUCAGGGCUUAAAAUAUGUAAAUCAAGUUUAAAAAAGGGUUUUAAUGUCCUGCAUUCACCCUGUAGGACCAGCUUCGUGGAUCACUUAUUUUUGUAAAAGACAGUUGAGAGCGCACAGAAAUCCCUGACAGGUACAUCAGCUUUAUUGAGUAAUCAUCCAAAACUCAAUAGAAUAAACGAAAAAAAAAAUUUAAACUCACACAAUAUAGUGAUGUUCUAAAAAAGCUUCGUUCUGUCUCAAUUUUGCCUUAGUGUGUGAACAUAAUAGAAAGACUAAGAAAAAUAUUUUGAAUUUUGAGUCACAACAAGAAAGUGAGGAAUCGACUUUUAGUCAAACUGUGGCCCUGAGAAUCCAAAUCAAACUGAUUUCUGAGCGACAAAUGAUUCAUAGCCCUACCAUCCAAAGUUAACAGCUGCCAAUGCUGCUUCACACUGAGCUCACCCAGGGUGCCAUCAGCAGAUACACAGAUGCAUAGAAACUGCACACCGAGUCUGUAUGCAGUUUGACAGUUGAACACUUAAACAGACUGACUCCUGUACACCGGAAAGACUUAUGUUCUGGAUUUUCUGGUACAUUUUCUGUACUUUAUCCUUUUUCAAAAGUAAAAUACAGAAUUGCAAAUGAGUGUUAUUUAAUUUUCACUUUAACUCUGAUAGUUUUUUUUUUUUUUUUACAUCUUCAUAUCAGCAGGUGGACAAACUGCAAGUGUCGAGAAAAAAAAGUAAAGAAAACAAAGUGAAAUGAAAUUGGUUCUUUUCUUUUCUGUUUGUCUGUUUGUUUGUGCUGCACAGAGGAGCGUGCACAGCGGCCUCGGCUGCAGCUGAAGCCUCGGACCGUCUCUGAGCCAUUGAACCAGGUCGCCAACCCAAAUUCCGCCAUCUUCGGUGGAGCUAAGCCGCGAGAGGAGGUGAUCUCUAAGGACAAACCAUAAGAGACUGAAGGCCAUGAAGGCCAGAGGGAGGGGGAAGCGGAAGGUCAGGGGGGAGGGAGGGAAGGGCGGAGGGAGGGGGGAGGGGACAAGAGUGAACAGAUUGAGAACUUUAAUGAGGAAAAAUAAAAGAGAAAGAAAGAAACUGGAUGAGUUUAAAUGGCAUAGUUAGCAUUCCUUCCUGACUGACAGUGAUCAAGUGGAUGCCGCCCUCCUCCUCUUCUUCUUCUUCUUCUCCUUCUGCUUCUUCUUCUUCUUCUUCUUCGUCUUCUUCUUAUUCCUGUUUGAGUUCAGUUUGAGCAGAAUAUUUAUUCUUAGUCAGAACGAAAUGAAACACACUCUGACACUCUGAUGAAUAAUAAAUCUGUAACACAAACACAACGAGCAGCUUGUGAAUGCAUGUCCAAACUCUGGAUUUCUAAGUCCCGCCCCCUCACGGUCACCUCUGCUUACUGUGAUGUCAUACCUGCUUUGUCCUGUAGCCCUGCCCUUUCUCUACCGCUGGGUCGAAGGUCACCCACCAUUUACUCUCAAACAGAAUGAUGCCCAAUUGUUGAACCUGUCAGGAUGUUUUGGUUUUGUAUUUUGUAGUUUAGAUUUAGCCAUGCCCCCUCAUGCUGAUUGGUGGAGUCAGAGUUAAUAAUUUCCUCCUUUUUCUGCUCUUGCUUGUUGCCAUGGUGACUCAUCAAUCAGACUUUGAUCUAAAAAGUAUUUUCAGAUGAUGUUUCAAGAUCCUCUCACUAGCCACGUUUACAUGGGCAAAAUUUCUGGAUCCGAUUAAAAAUUUGAGGGAUCGGGUAAUCUAAAUCCACUGUUUAUAUGGGUGCAAAAUCAAAUAAUCUGAUCAUGACAUGCGUAUACAUGUACCGAGCUUUAUUUAGAUUAGAAGCAUUUGGACAUGCGCAGAGUUGUCUGAUUUUGCUAAAACAACUGCAGAAGAAGAGUUGUAUUGACGCCUGUGCUGUCAACAAACGCGGUAGUGGCUCGCUUCAUCCAAUUCAGGAUUUUUCACCCUGUUAAAUGUUGACACCAGAUGGCGGCCUUGGGUACUUAUUUUACUGUUCUGUCAAAGGUUGCAUUGUGCGUGCAGAUGUGACAUCAUUACGCUGUAGGCUAUGUAUGCCUUGUCAUGUUACUGGAGGAGCAGACACAGCACCUGUGGUCGUGUUUUAUGCCAGAGUGUUAAUAAUGAAACCUGCCUCAAUAAAUAAGCCAAAGGCUAAAGAGUGAAGAUUGAGUCAGGUAAAAGAGUCACGAUUGGAAUAAGUGUUUACAUGGAUAUAACGUGUUUCGGAAUAACCAUUGGCAUAAACCAACCCUCUCAAUCGGAAUACAAUUUCUUUCCGAUUGAGCCGAAUUGGAUCAGAAUCUUCUGAUCCACAUGUUUACAUGACGCAUUUUUAUUCCGAAAGGGCAUUUAUUCAAAUUAUUUGUGCCCGUGUAAACACAGCUAGUGUUUGAUUUGAUCUGCUCUUUGUUCUAGGGCUAAGUCUGUCUUCGUAAGCUCCUUCUUCUCUCUCAUUGGUUCGUCAAUCUGCUGACACCUGACACCUGGAAACAGAGCGAAGGGUUCAGAGAGGAGUAUUAAACUGUUAUUCACACUAGUUUUUUUCAUUGGAAAUGGCCUAAACAGGAACAAUAGAUCAUGGAGAGAAAGAACUGAUGCAUUUUUUAAACAAGAAGAAACAUUUUUUGAAAAGAUUUUGCCCAUUCAUUUUUCCUCUUCUAAGAUUUUUUUUAUCUUCUUGUCUUGCUUAUGUUCUUUGUCUGUUUUAUCAGAAACAGGAAGUUUGACAGUUGUGGUGGAUUGAAAAAAGGAGGUGAAGAAACACCCAAAGUCUCUCCAUCUUUCUCCUUUAUUUUCUCAUUUCUUUUCUCCAUCUUUUCUUUUUCCUCUCUCAGGCUCCCUUGAUUAACUUGCUGUCAUGUUUGUUUUUCAGCAACUGUUUUUUUUUGCCAAUUGAAAAGAUGUUCAGAGAGAAAUUAAUUUUCCUGAAGAAAAAGAAGGGAUAACAGAGGGAAAGAAACGAUGUGUGUGAAAUAAAAAGAGAAGAAAGACAGGGCAAGAAAUGUUUUUCUUCCCUGUUUGGCGCAAUUUUAAGUUUUCCCUCUCUUCUGCCUCCUUUUUCCUUCACCUCUUCCUGUUCUCCACUUCUUCCCUUCUUCCAUCUGUCUUUGUUUGCAGCCCUGAUUCAUUUAAAUCAGCAGCCACACACUCCUGACCAGAGGGUGGCGCUAACACGUCGCGUCGCCAACAGUAAAGAAGAAACUUAAAGGUUUUUGUGCUGUUUUUUUUUUUUCAUCCAUUCAUUUUUGUAAAAUUGAUUCUGCCCUACAAAGUCCAAAAGUCCAUGAAGUCUUUUCAGUUUGUGCUUUAACUUUGACCAACUUGAAGUUCCUGCUCUUGUACCUGUAGAAGGUGAACAACUGGUCCAGGUGAUCGCUCAGAGUGGAUCGGGUGAACAGUGUUUAAGCCUUCAGUCGCUGGUUUUUGGUCAUCUGUGUCACUGAUAAACAGUUUGAUUUGCUUCACUGUACUAUAGAAUAAAAACAGCUGUUUUAACUUUUUUGUUGUUAAAUUUUUCCUACACUGUUUAUGGCAAUAAAACCAUCAUCAUCAUCAUCGCCAUAUGUCAACCAGAAUGUUUUUGAUUUCAGGGUGGGGGGUGGAUUUUUUUUUCUUCUUCAUAAUGAAAGAAUAAAGAAUAAAGCUCGUUCUUAAAGGCCUCCUUUUUCUCUCUGGGGUGGAGGGAUUUUUUUUUAAUAGUGAAGCUUUGAUCUUGACAAUGAAAAACCUGACAACUCUAGGAAAAGUUAUAAGAAUUAAGUCGUAAUGUUUAUGGAGUUCAAAAACACCUUACAGAAAAAUAUAGAUUUUUAAAAUAAAUAUUCGAGAAAACAAGUGGCUGACUGCUCUGGGUCAUAGUUUAUGUGGACUUUCAAUCAGCUGAGAAAGCUGCAAUUCUUUAAAACACUGCUCUAAGGUCUUCCUCGUCCUUUGGAGUCUGAUUAAAUCCAGAUUAAUCAUACUGAUGACAUCUUUCUGUUUUAUUCCCCAUAAUAAGAGAUUGUUUCUCUUUCAAACUUUUUUUCUGGUAACUUUACUCAUGCUGCUUCACAGGUAUAAACUAUUGUCUGUAAUCAGUUAAUUUACAAUUCAAUAUGCAUAAUUCACAACUAUUUUCUUGUAAAUCUUCUUCCCUUUAUUCAUAAAUACAUAACUUAUUUUUCCAAACUUUGUUCCCAUAAACUUACUUUUUAAAAAUAUUUUUUCUAUAUCCUCAUUGUAAAUGUAGGACUUUUUCUUGCUAUACAACUCUACCUAUGUUAUUUUACAUUAAUUAUUUUACAAAUUAAUAACUUUAAAUGUGUGAAAAUCUGUUCUCCAGAGUUCAUUCCAGUCUCAAUGAAGUUUAUUUUUGGUCAGUUUAAUUUCCUAAAUGUUAUGACCUAAUUUACUGAACUUUAACUGUUUCCCUCAUAACUUUACUUUCUUUUGUGAACUAAUUGUCAGCAUAAAUGUUUGACUUUUUUCUUCUCCUGUAGAAUUAUGAUUUUGUUGAAAGUUUUUUCUGUGAACCUCCAUUUUUUUUCUUUUCCUUUUACCCCAAAAGAGCCCAAACCCUGUUGUCAGAUUAAGUCUGAUGACAAUAAAAAUAAAAUAUGAGGAAGAAUUCUGUUGCAAAA